CCCCACACAUCCUUUCUCCUGACCUGGAUUGGGCAGCUCAAAAAUGGCCAUGAGCUGAGUAUGAAGAAGGAACAGCUGCUGGGACACUUUUGCUGUCUCAGGAAAUCUGACAGCCCUGGGAGCCAGGCUGAUGGCUAAUUUUAAACUCGUGCUCGGUGUAUUUGUGUCUGUGGGAGUGCAAUUUCCAGCCCCGCCGCAGCCCACACUGCACCGAGCCGAAAAGGGACCCAGAGGGGGCUUCAGCCUCCCUUGGACUAAGGAAGGGGGCUUGGCUGUGGGGCAAAGGCGAAGAAGAAGAAGAGGAGGGAGCCCAGUAAGCCAAGCCUGGCUGGAGUAGGCAUCUAGCGGGGGAAGAGUCACCAUGGAGCCCACUUCUGGCCAGGACGACAGCCAGAAGAAAAAGCAACAGAAGGAAAAGGCCAAGAAAGCAGCUCUGGAGCUUCCCCCCCGGCCUCUCCGCUCUCUAUUCUGCCUCACCCUCCAGAACCCAGUGCGCAAGGCCUGCAUCGCCAUUGUGGAAUGGAAGUAUCCUUUGAGGAAAGCGGCGGUGGGGUUGUCUCUAAGCUGGAGCCCAGCAGCAGCCAUGCGUAGAGAGCGGUUGCUGAUACCUGGAGGAAGGGCUGGGAGAUAUUUGCUAGCGCUGAAACCCUCUUGUAAACCUCUAAGCUCUACCUAGCAGCUGUUGCUUUUUAUGUCCGCCUUAAGAAGAGCUCGAAAGCAACUGAUCUUGGCAUUUAUCUCUGUCACAGAAAGGCUCUCGGUGGGGGUGGUGCAGGAAAGAACUCAAGGGGGAAAGCAAUGGUUCUGGUCUGUAUCGCCAAGUGGAUGUGUGUCUGUGAGUGUAAACCAAGAGCUUUUCUACUAACACAGUCCUGGCCCCUGACUAUUAGAAAUAUACAGUCCUGGAAUCAUUUAUCUAACACAGUCAUGGAUGCAAAUAAUUGUAUGGGUUUCAAAACGGAACUGGGGAGGCUUAUGAUGGUUCUUUCAUCUGGAUCCUCGACUGGAAUACAAUGAGUUCAGGAACAGCCUCUCCUCCCCAUCUUGUAUCUUUAAGUAUUUGACAGCUGAAGUCAAUGAGUGUUAAGCAGGAAAGUCCUCUGCUCAAAGACCACUGAUAAUGUCUCUGAUAUUUCUGGACAGGCUAGUUUUGCUUCAGGCACAGGAUCUAACAGCUCCACAUAUUUGAUGUUAGGAAAGAAUUUCCCCCAAGUCAGACUGGCUAUUAAUCUUGUGAGGAUUUUUCUUUUAUUUUCUCUUUUCUCUUUUCUCUUUUCUCUUUUCUCUUUUCUCUUUUCUCUUUUCUCUUUUCUCUUUUCUUUUCUUUCCCCUAUCUUGAUAGUGUGCAAAUUGACUCAUUUGCUUGAGCCUUCUGAAAUGUUUUACCAAUCUGUUUCUCGAAUGGCAUAGACAUCUCUGCUUUGUGGUUGCUUAUUCUCUCCUGCUCUCUGCUUGUGACACACUAUAACUUGGGAUGAUGAAGUUUAGCUUUAAGGAACAAAUCACUAACCUGGUGGCAGCAAGCAGUUGAGAAGUGCAUUCUUAGCAUAAAGCAGAUUAAAGCCAUUCCUGCAAGAAUGUGUUUUAGAUCAGUAGUGUGGGCAAGAAUGACAUGAGGACAGUGUUGUGUGAACAGCACCUGCAUCCAGCACUGAAUGUGUAUUAUCACAUAGUGUGUACAUGCCCAAUGUGUAAUGCUAGGUAAUAGUUUUAGUAGAAAGAAAAGCAUGAAGUUAAUAGGACACUGAUUUGGACACUUUUACAAGGGAGUGGACAUUUGCAGGGGCUUGAUUAAGGUAGUAGGAAUGUCAAUGCAGGAAGAUGCUCUGAAUUGCCUGGAAUGAAUCAGUGAGUGUGUUCUAACAUGCCGGAGUACACACAACACUCAAAUCUCCAUUUCUUCCAUCACCACAGCUGCUCUUUGCUUUCCACCCACCAGUUGUUACGCCUCAUCUCCAUUGCUAACCUCAUCUUGAAAUGUGUUUGAGUAUUGUGCACAUUGUACUGAAUUUGUACAUAAUAUUAAAGUUCAGUUGCUAUCUUUACCUAUUUGGUUGGUACAGCAUCACCUCUCUUAAACUUAGAUCCUUCUCCUAAGUACAUUCCUUGGUCCUGGCAAAUGAAAUUCUGAGCAUGUUAAAAUUUGGGACUGGAAGUGUGUUGAAUUCAAAUUGAGCACUUAUACAGUGGAAAUAUGCUUUCUGGUUGCAUGGAAAUGUUUAUUUUGGUGUUUCAUAUUUCAUUGUUACUUUGCCAAGGAAUAGAAGUUUCUCUCUCUCUCUGUAUUCCCUCCUACAAACCAUUUGUUCACUUAGCACAACAGAAGUUUGUAUUUCUUCUUGUGUUAAAGUGUACGCUGUUGCAUAAUGGGGAUGCGACAUAGCUCCAUAGGAGAGCAUCUCAUUUGCAUGCAGAACAUCCCUGGCUCUGGCAUCUGCAUGUAGGCCUGGGAGAGAGCUUGGUUGACGAACAGAAUGCAUUCCGGGAGUUCGUUUGACUCCCAGAACCAUUCGAAAACCAAGGUGCGGCUUCUGAUUGGCUGCAGGAGCUUCCUGCCAAUUGGAAGCCACGGAAGCCACGCUGGAUAUUCAGCUUCCAAAAAUCAUUCGAACACUGGAACACUCACUUCCAGUUUCCGAUCGUUCGGGAAAUGAAACAUUCGGCAACUAAGCCGUUCAUCAACCAAGGUACGACUGUACUGGAGAGCCACUGCCAGUCAGUGUUGGUAUACUGAGCUAGAUGAAGCAAUAGUCUGACUCUGUAUAAGGCCACUUCCUGUGCUCUCCUCUUCUUUCUCACUCUCACUUUCUUUCUUUUCCUUUCUCUAAGCUCCAUUUUGUGUGGUGCUGAACCUUUUAAUCAUAACCACAAAACAUCCAAACCCAAGAACGUAGGAGUAGACUAACCUCUUCUGCAUAUGCUGAACUCUACUAAUAAUUAAUGGCAAUACAUAGUGGACCCCCUUUUAAAAAAUUUUCAGGGAUUCUCCAGGUAGUAUCAUUGUUUCUUUCCUUGGAUGGAUGGUUGCUUCUAUUUCCCGCUCAUCCUUAUAUAAUAAAAGCUUCAAUGGCUAUGAAAACAUGGUGUCCACUGUGACCAUUACCGCAUGCUUUACAUUAUAACACAAUUCAUACUCCUAGUGCUAAAGAUCCCUUGAUUCUUCAGAAUCAAAAUAGCAGCUGCAGUAGAAGAGUCAUAUAAUAUAGGAUGUCCCACUGCUGCAUAUGGAGAGUCUCCCCACCCCCGUCCUUUUUAUUGCCUAUUCUUGAGCAUUUAUUGUGCUCGCAAUGGUAUCGUGUGUGUGUGUGCUGGGGCUAUACAUGAUUCCACUUUCAAUACUGUUUAUACCUACAAAUGUUUCAGGGUGGCCGUACUGCUUCAUUUCCAAGGUUCCAUGAUUUCCUGUGGAAAUCGUGUAGCUUUUAUACCACAAAUAUUCCAGGUUUGUUCUUGUUUUUCAGUCCCUUUCGUUACCCCAUAGUGCAAGAGUGCUCCACCAGAUAGAAAUGAGGUGAUAACAGUGGGGAAGCAUUGCAGAACAACUAAUAAAGCAGAAUUGUGUGUGGAUAGUCCUGUAUAAACCCACUACUAAUGUGCCAUUAUUGCAUCAAUGACAAGUUGCACGAUACACCCACAAAACAUUUUAAAUAUGCUUAUCUCAAGUGUACUUAUUAAGUAAAGCCAUCUCCCUGCUCUUCAUCUCUGCUGAAGCCUGAAUGAAAGGUGGUGGUGGUGGUUGUAGUAGACCCCCAAACACUUAGGGUAUAAUCCUAUGGCACCUGUAAGGGUGCCCCAGGGGCCAUGGGAUAGAUUGGGCCUGCUCCUCUAACGUUGGAGACAGAAUUCUGAUGUUGGAUCCUCUCUCCCUGCGGCUGCCAGAUCUUCCAAUGAACUGGGCCCAGUUUACAUCAGAGCUCAAUGUUUGUUAGGUCCCAAAGGGUGUGUACUGAUCAGCAGUUCGGAUGCAGAGGAUCCAACUUAAUAAAAACAACAACAAUAUAUUUAUACCCUACUCAUCUGGCCGGGUUUUCCCAGCCACUCUGGGUGGCUCCCAACAGAAUUAAAAGCACAAUAGAACAUCAAGCAUUAAAAAUGUCCCUAAACAGGGCUGCCUUCAGAUGCCUUCUAAAAGUCAGAUAGUUGUUUAUUUCCUUGACAUCUGAUGGGAGGGCGUUCCACAGAGUGGGCGCCAUUACUGAGAAGGCCCUCUGUAUGUAAACUAGGAAUGGGCAAAGCAUCAAAGGAGAAUUCUACUGCAAAAUGUAUAUGCCUUUUCCAGGGUGAUCCCAGUUCCCAAACAUGUCUUCAAAUUUGGGGGGGGGGGGGGAUGUUGUCACACUCCUGAACAUGAGUUAAUCUCUACCUUCCUUUUCCCUCCAAGUGUGUCCAGUAAAGUUUGGGUUCUUGUUUUCAAAUUAAAGCCCAGAAGUGGACGGAGGAUUCCCCACCCAUGCUUCCACUCUGCUGGCAGAGCACAGGAUAAAGUGGUUGAACUGCCUUCAUAUUUCACCACCACCUCAUGAUUGCAGCCUUAAUAGCUGAUGCACGGCCAUUUCUUAUCAUCAUAGCCACCACAGUUGUCUCCUCUCAGUGGUGCAGCUAGGUAAUUUCAGAUCCUGGGCAUAAUGGUCUUGGGAGUGGGGAGGGGCUUUAGGUGGUCCUACGUAUUGCUUCAGAUGUGAAGCACACAGGUAGAAUUCACCUUCUAUUCCACACCCUCCAACAUUUGUCGGAUGAAAAUAGGGACGUCCCAUUCUGUAAUGAUAAUUUCGCUUUUUAUACCCCACACAUUUUAUUGGGUUGCUCUAACCACUCUGGGCAGCUUCCAACAUAUAUAGAAACAUAAUAAAACAUGAAAUAUUACAAAAACUUCCCUAUACAGGAUUGCCUUCAGACGACUCGGGGGUCAGAUAACUCCAUACCCUCCAACAUUUCUCCAGUGAGCAUAGGGACAUCCUAAGGAAAAGUGGGACAUUCUGAGAUCAAAUCAGAAGCCAGGACAGCUUCUCUAAAUCAGGGAUGUCCCUGGAAAAUUAGGAUACUUGGAGGGGCUGCUAUUCCCACACCACCAUUCCAUCUUUAUGACUGCUUCUGUGUUUCUGAUGUGUUAAAGCAACAAACAAACAACAGUUUUCCAGACCUGGCAAGGAGGGGAAAGGAUAAAUGCUCUGAGCGUGUACAGUUUUGCAUUUUAAAAAAGUUUUGCAUUUUAAAUAGUUACACACUCCGCUAACCCAGAAAUAGUGCUUCAGGUUAAGAACUUUGCUUCAGGAUAAGAACAGAAAUUGGGCUCCGGCGGUGCGGCGGCAGCAGGAGGCCCCAUUAGCUAAAGUGGUGCUUCAGGUUAAGAACAGUUUCAGGUUAAGAACAGACCUCCGGAACGAAUUAAGUACUUAACCCAAGGUACCACUGUACACGCAGGUUGAUUUCCAAGAACUCCUUGUUGUUCUACUUCAACCACCAAGCCUCACCUUACCAUGCUCACUCAUGGCAUUUGAAUUCUGGGUUUAUUCCAUUAGCUGCCUUUUGUAACUACCUUUUGCACACAUACAAACUGCAGCAUGCUGGGACUAGUAUAACUUUGAAGGUGAGAGGAUUGAGUGGGUUCUUAUGCCUCUGGGGUAUAGGGGAGGGAGAAGAAACAUUUCCUCAUUGGGAAGGUCAAGGGAUCGAUCACCACAAACAGGGAAGAAGAUACACACACACACACACACACACACACACAGAGGCGGACAGAGGGAGAGCUUGCAUCAAGUGACAUUUAAUACACAUCUCCAACAACCUUACAUGCCCUCAGAACUACUCUGGGCACCUUGUAAACUGUUACUGCACCCAGAAAAUAAUCAAUCAUGGCUAGAUACAGUCUGGAUGAUUCUGUCCAUUUUGGUUUCUCUCAGUUUCUCAUUUUUCUCAUUUUUCAGUUCUCCACAUUUUUGUAUCAAUUUGCGAUUUUUUUUUUAAAGGUCCUUUUAAAAAACCACCUGCAUUUUAAUGCAAAUUUCUCCUAAUAUGCACAUUUUUGUACGCCAUUUUGCAUACCAAAUACACAUUUUGUUAUUUUCACUAAUAUAUGCAUUUUUGUGCCUAUUUUACCCUAGUACAUGGAUUUUUGUACACAUUACUUGGCUGUAGAAUUGCAUGGCUAAUUUCAAAGAAGUGUGAAUUUCAAAGGAUGGUUGUGGUUCAUUUCACAUAUUAUUUCAGAGAGUGUAUAUUAGGUAGGUUUCCCUUUAAAUGUUAACUGAAUUGAAUUUCCCUCCCAUCCCUUUUUUGUGAUGUUGCUGUUUUCAGCAGAACUGGGAAAAUAUUUUUGCAAAACAUUGCCUUACUAGUACCUAAGAUUCCAGCACACCUGUGGCUGCAUUCUAUGAUAUCUGACAAGCUUGGUGUUCUAAGACACCUGGAACUUAGUGGGACAAUGUGAUGUGUAAUUUUAAAGGGUAUAUAUUUAAGCACCCGAAAGAGAUGAGAUUUUACAUAAAAUAAUUAGUAAGACCAUAAGGAUCAUUCUUUCUUAACAUCUUCUGGCUCAGUCUUCUCAUCGGCGAUGGCCUUUCCCAAUCCUCUUUAAUUAACAUUUGUUAUUAACACGAAUGCCCUCUAAAUGGUUUUUAACUAUUCUGGUUCAUGCUGCAAUAUUAAGUGACCAGAUUUUCUUUAGCAAGCAUCCACAGACCCUUCGAGACCAUCAUCCUGCUGACCAUUUUUGCCAAUUGCAUUGCACUGGCGAUCUACGUGCCCAUGCCUGAAGAUGACACCAACAAAGCGAACACAAGACUGGUAAGAAAUUCCUAUUAUUAUUUCUGUUUGCUAUUGUUCUCUCGGAGUGCUUCACUUCCUGGCUUGAGCCAUUACUUAUUUUCAGUGUCUGACGCUCCAAGCUUACCUUCAUAGUAAUUGCUCAGACAGGCACCUUUAGAAAGAUCAUCCCCUGUCCCUAAUAUUUAAUGUACAAAAUCUCAAACCUCAAGCUACUGUAUGACCUGAAUCACUUGUUUUGUGCACAGAUAUAUUUGGUCAACUGCAUCUUGGGACAAUAGCUAGGGGAAAGGAAGUGUACCACAUUCUUGCCAUUUUUCUGUCCAUUGGAAGUUUCACAUGGCCAUUUCUGAUCAGAGUGUGGGGAUGCAAUUGUUUUCUCUGCCCAAUCAUUUUCAAAAUUUUGUCUACAAGCAUAAAAAUAGUUUCACCUUACUGUUCAAGAAUGGGAUGCUUUGGAAUUCCUCUUCUUCCAUAACAAUGUCACAUCCAAAAUAUAUUCUUUGUCUUUUCCCUGCAUUUCUUCAAAAUGCAUUUUGGAGAGGGACCUCCAUGGUUUCAUUGAUAAGAAGGAAAAAUUCCCUUUAUGCACUGUUCAGGGAUGGAUCAUCUGGGAUACAACUGCAUAUGGCUGAAGACUUUUAUCCCUUUAUUACCAGGCGCUAUGUGAAUGCCAGAUGCCCAUAUUUUCAGGAGCAUCUCUGAAAGAGAAAGUUGAUCCAUAGCAAGCCCAGUCCAUUAUACUCUUAGCUUGCCUCUUCUGUAAUGUUGAAUAUUGUGAUAGUUGACAGUCAUCAAGCAGAACAUGGGAACGGGGAAAGAGAGAGAAUGAGAAUGAAAGAAUGUAUUAGUUGCACACACUGAUGCAUAAUUUAGCUGCACAAAGGACAGUGUGCCUAGGGAGGGCAGGAUUCACAGACAGAUUCAAAUACCUAUUCUUUGUGGGUGAGGGGGGGAGACAUUUUAAAGGACAUUUGCUGUUUUUACUUUUUAUACUUUGUAAUUAGUAGUGAAAUAGGUACUACAGAGGAAUAAUUUUAUGUGGUCUGCAACAUUUGUGUGUAAGAGACUGCUUGUACCCUUCCUAAAUGCUGUGUCUAGUUCCAUAACGAAAAUAUGAAUUUUCUGUUAAUAUUUAACAAUUUUGUGUAUUGAUUCUGUACAGUAACACCCCCAAUAAUAUAUCAAAAAGAGAGAAAUAAUCCAGCCCCUUCGGUGCAUGUUCUAAAGGAAUUUGCUGCAGUAUUCUGGCUAACAUUUGCUUCCCAGCUGUGGAAUGUCUUCCUAAAUAACUGGAAUUGCUAAAUGAUAUCCAACAUAGAGCUGCUGUUUCAUAGAAAGAUAUAAGGCAAGGAAAUGCUGAGCAGACUGUCCCAGUGACCUGCCCUGCUGCAUCUGUCAGACUUCCCCAUGCCCUUCAAGCUGUUAAAGGCAAAGGAGACCUGUCCAAGUUGCAUGCUAACAUGCCCCCCGCAUCACUCAGACAUGAGAGCCUAGUUAGGACCCACUGAGUUACUAAACAGGAACCAUGUGCUAGUUGGAAUUUAGUAGUUCUAUUGUAAGAAACUGUUUCAAAUUGUGAACUGUGUGUUAGCAGAACUGCCAAUUAGUAUGGAGGAUAAGUGAGGGGGGCCUUCGGGGAUGGCCCUACUAUUGGGCAGAGUGAGUAACCUGCCUCAGGUGGCACAUUUGCAGCCUCCAGCUAUUCCUCCUGGGCCACUUACCCUUACUAAUUUCAGCCUUUUGUCCCAUGGCAUCUUCUGGGUGCCCUGAACUAGCCUAAUAGCUCAAGUGCUAUAGGGAGUGCUGUCCCAUCACCAGUGUUUAUUUGGCUUCUGUAUGUGGAGCGGGGAGCAGGUGUCAUCUGAGGAAGCAAAAUGUCUAGGACUGGCCUUGGGGGCCUUUAAUGGACUCCACAAAUCCUACCCUUGCCUCUCCCCAAUUUUACCCAGAUUAUGCCCACCUAUUCUCCAUAGCCUUCUAAAACCAAGAGGAUCAUCGAAAAACAUAAGGGCCUUCUCCACCCCCUUGUCAUUCAAACCCUGGAACCAGCCUUGCUUGUAUGUUAAGAGACACUUGAAAGGGUCUUGUCUUGGGAAUGAGUGCAAAAUAUAUAAAGAAAGAAUAACUCUAGGUAACGUCAGUCUGCUUCAUUCUGAAACAUGCAAAGCCUGACAGGGAAGGGGCCCUGGCAACCCUGAGGGGAGUUUAGGGUGACGGACAGUUGCAGCUGUGAGGGAGAAGAAGGCAACAGCAGCCUCUGGUAUGAAUGCUGGGAGAAGGAAAGUACAACCACAGUAACUAUUCUAGGCUGUGACAGGCGAAGGUAACCAUGCCAACAAUCAGGUCAAGAAGGAUGGACCAGGCUUUAAAGCUAGUCUGCAGCUUCUUUGCCCCAGUUUCCUUCUGUCUUUACCUUUGCUGGGUAACAUCUCCCAUGCCAUAAAGCGCUGGCAGGGAUGCAGAGUUGUUCAAUGGAGUGCUGGUCCAGGGACACUCCACAUGGGAGAGAAUCCAUUGGUCCCCCUAUAAAAACACAAAACCAGAUUAAUAUUGCUUCCGUUUGAGAGCCAAAGCAAAAGGGAUGCUGAGGAAGGGAGCCAAGUCAUAUUAUCUCCAAGGCUUAGCAGAGAAAUGAGGAGCAGAUUUGCCCUUACCUUUGGCGCAAUUAACCCCCCCCCCCAAAAAAAAGGGGGAGAGAGGGCUGUGACAGAAAAGUUUGUUUUGCUGGGCAGGUUGGGUCUCUAAGUGUUUACUUUUUCUUUUUCCCUGCCAGCAAAUGGUGAACAAACGGCAUCUCAUGAUUGGCGGGGUUCCAGGAGGGGGAGCUGAAAAGGAGAGGAUUUGGAGAGACAGUUUAUUAGGUUGGGAUAGAGUUUGGGAGAAUAGGUUGGGAGAUAGGUUGGGAGAUAGGGAGUGAGAGGAGAGAGAGUUGGUUCUGUGUAGAAACAUCCACUCUGAGGAAUAUAUCACAAGCUAGAGAAAGGAGUCUCUGAGCUUAGUGUGAAGGACAGUGUGUGGUGUCCUGUAAGAGAAAUUAGGCCAGGAAUUAACUGGGAGGCUGAGGCUGAGCCAGGAGAAGUAGAAGCUGUGAGAAUGCAGUCUACUUAGGACUCAUUCUAGUCAGGAGGGGAAAAAUACUUCUACAAAAGGAGAGGACUCCCAAACCAGUUAAGAGGGGUGUGGUGAUCUCUUGGGUCUGUUACUUGGAGUACCUCAGGAGUAGGGUUGUCAAAGGGGUGUGCAACUGCAGAAAAUACCACCUUGUUUAAGAACCAAAGUAUUAAGCGGCAACAGCUGUGCAACAACAGAGAAAGAACUGAAGUGAAAUAACAUUAUAAACUGAAGUAUCCUAUGUUUUACCCAUUUUGUGUCAUUAACUUCCUAUGUUUAAUAAAAUAUUUCUUGUUUAUUUGAUCAAAUCCUGCCUGAGACUCCAAAUUAUUAAGUUUUCCCUCACACAAGUCCCCCACAAGAUAAUCUGGGGUAGUUUGUAGGAAUUCGGGUAAUUGGUGUUCUGUGAGGUGGGUGCACUAUAUUUAAGUGAGGGCAGGCCCAACAGCGCCAGGGAGAAAAGUGCUGUCAAAGCAUCGCAAGGGCCAGCCGUUAUUUCCCCCCCUGAUGGGAUGGCAACCCUAAAAGAAUGAUUGGCUGAAAACAUGGUAUCCACUUCCAUGAAAAAUCUGUCAGCAUGAAUCCAUCUUGUAUAGAUUGUAGCAAAAUGGGGAAAUCUGAUCUUUACUGCUAAAUGGGAGCAAUUGUGAAUUGGGUUUUCUGUGGAUUUGCAUUUGCUCCAAUUCAGUGCUAAAGGGCAGGUUUUCCUGGGGGAAAGCUGUGAGGCAAACAGAAAAGCACUCAAACCCAUCUCUAGAAAGCACAGGACAAGUGUUAAGUAUGGACGAGCCCUUAGUGGGACAUUAAGUUUAAGUCCAUUUCAAUGGUCUACUCUGAGUUAAACUUAGUUGAAUACCAUCCAGCAUCUUGAAUAAUUAGUUGAGCUUUCUAGUUAAUAUUGGCUACUCUUACAUUUCAAAGAGUCUGGCGAUACCCUAAAAAUUAACAAAUGUAUUAGCUUUUGUGGACUACAAUCCAGUUCAUCAGAUGUAUAAAGUGGAUGAACGAAUGCAUUUGACAAAGUGGGCAAACUUACGGCAUUGUAGUUUAUUAGCCUGUCAGGUACUGCAAUAAUUCUGUUGUUUUUGCUGCAGCAGACUAACAUGGCUACCCCCUGGAAACUACUUCAUAACAAGACUUAUCCAGCUUUAAAUUAAGAUCAAGGCACAGUAGUAUGCAUGCUGAUUGGAUUUACACUCUAUCAGCAUGCUUUUGGGUGAAAAGUUCUCAGUAAUUGGUUAACAUGCAUAUUUGUAAUUACCCCCACAUCAAUUAUAUGGCUGUGUAAUUGGCAUCACAAUGUAUGCAACACGUUACUUAGCAUUUGAUGAAUAAGGAAGCUGUAGAAUUAUAAAAGGCCCACAAUCUUAUUUAGUCCCCAAAAGGCCAAAGCUUAUUUUACAACGGAUCAGUUAGUCUUUAAGACCCUUUGAUGUACAUAAAACACACUCACCCUCCAACAUCCCUCUGAUGAAAACCAGGACACGUGCUUUUGAUGCCGUGCUGCCACGUAAGUCAGCUAGCUCAUGUGAGAGCGCAACACCACUGCAGGCGCCAGUUCAUUCUCUUCCCUGAGCUCGGUGGCGGCACUGGAGGGGGUGGUGGUGGAAAUGGGACAUUCUAGGAUCAAAUCAGAAGCCAGGAUGACUUCUAUAAUUCUGGGAUGUCGUAGGACAAUCAGAGCACUUGAAAGAUAUGUUUAAAAGUUUGUUGAUAAAAGGGAUGUUGCAUUUGGGAUUGUUCCUUCAUCUUGAUCUAGGGGGAAAGCAACGGCCAUUUGUGUUUUCCUGUAUCAGUAGUGGGGAACCAUUUUCUGCGUUGUCUUCUGCGCACCCUUCUGAGGGCUACAUGCCAAUGAUACAGGGGUCAGAGGUGAAAGCAGACAGAACAAUGAAUGUAAAGUUAACCUUUGUGCAGUAGGCUGCUUUCUACCCCUCUCAAACCUCCAUCCAGACAAGCAAGAGGUGCUACCAGACUUUAAGGACAUAACACUAUGGAGGCAAAAAUACUUGGGGUGCAAAGCAAGGCCAGUGAGAGGUGUGGCUGGGGGGAGCCCUGAGGGCCAAAUAGAGUGACCUGGUGGUUGCAUGUGGCCCUCAGGCCUGAGCUUCCCUAUCCCAGUCUUUUAAAGGAAACAGGAACCAAGGUAUACUUGGUAGUGUGGAAGGUUGUAUAAAAAGAAGAGGAAAUGCCACUGUGACCCAAACAAUACCAGGAAAAUUAUGGAUUUAAGAUGCAACUGCUCUGAUGAAUUUUGAGAUAGCACAGAGCUGUUGUGGCUGAAAUGUGUUGGCUGAUGGGAGUUGUGGUCCAAAGUAUUGCAGGGAAGGGAACUAGAAUGUGGCAAUCUGACUGAGACUGUAAUCUAUAUCACUAAUCUUGCCCAUCUUCCCUCUCCCGUUCUCUGUCUUGCAGGAGAAGCUAGAAUACUUCUUUCUCACAGUAUUUGCCAUUGAGGCACUGCUAAAGAUAAUUGCCUAUGGAUUUUUAUUCCAUGCAGACGCCUACCUCCGAAAUGGCUGGAAUGUGCUGGAUUUCACCAUAGUAUUUUUGGGGUAAAGGAGCUCAGUUUUAUUUCUGUCUGUGUGUAUGUCUAGAUUUCGUUAGAAAUUUAUGUUAAACAUAUUCAAAUAAAUGCUAAAAGCACAUUAACAGUAUAAUCCUAUAUAUAUGUCUUCUCAGAAGUAAGUCUCAUUGACUUUAGUGGGACUUACUCCCUGGCAGUGCUUUUUCCCCUAAAAAAACAACAACGUGUUUAGGGGUACUCUCAUUUGGACCCAAGAAAAUCACCAUUUAUAGUCCAAAUCAGGGAAAAUAAAUACAGUUAAUGGACAAAAGUACAAAGAUUCAUGAAAUGUUUAGGUGUAUGCGCACCCCUGCGUAGCCCCAGAAAAAAAGCACUGCUCCCUGGUAAGCAUUUAUAGGAUUGCAAUAUAAUGGGGCUUGCUUCUGGGUAGGCAUUUUGAGGAUUGCAAAGUUGUGGCUUUUUUUCUUUUUAGAGUUUUAAACAUUGUACAAAAUGCAUUAAAAUAAAUACACAUUUACAAAUAAAAGUAGCAAAGUAUGGUAUGAGGCAUAUGAGGCUACCACUUGCUGAACCUUAUGAUUCAGCUGUGAGACCAACCAGGCACUCCAGCUUAGAGCAGAGCCGGACUUUUAACCCAGAAUAUACAGUUUUGCCUGCGCAGUUACUAAUCAGUGUGCUGCAGAGAAGCGAGGUGAUGAAGUUAGUAUUUUUCUGCAUCACCCAGUUAAUAUAGCACAGAAAUGCAGUGAGGUUCAACCAUGAUACAUAUUGGCCUAUACUGCCCUUGCUUCGUGCGGUUGCCGAUGUGGCGAGCUGUUUUUGUGCAGCGCCCCACAGUGUGCAAAUCAGGCUAUUUUUUAUUUUAUUUUUGUCAUUCUACCGCAGAGCUUUCCCACUGGACUCAAUCUACCGUAUUUUUCACUCUAUAAGAUGCACCAGACCACAAGACGCACCUAGUUUUUGGUGGAGGAAAACAAGAAAAAAAAUAUUCUGAAUCUCAGAAGCCAGAACAGCAAGAGGGAUCGCUGCGCAGUGAAAGCAGCAAUCCCUCUUGCUGUUCUGGCUUCUGGGAUAGCUGCACAGCCUGCAUUCACUCCAUAAGACGCACACACAUUUCCCCUUACUUUUUAGGAGGGAAAAAGUGAGUCUUAUAGAGCAAAAAAUACGGUAUGUGGAGUGAUUUAAAAGUAGCCUCCAUGCAACAGCUGCAACAUGCACACUGUGGCUGCAGAAGCGAUAGGAACCAAGCUUCCUUUCCUCCUGGGAACAUAGUGGGGAGGUGUUUAAAAACUUUCCCUUUCAUUCGUUAUUUGACUCUUGCAUCUGCAUAGUUCCCACCAUACUCCUGUCCCUUGUUCACCAUUUUCUUUGUCCAUUGUCUUGUAGAGUCUUCACAGUGAUCCUGGAGAGAGUCAGCGUAAUAGAAAGCGCCCUUCUCAGUGGGCAGGGUGGCUUUGAUGUCAAAGCCCUGAGAGCCUUUCGGGUGCUGCGGCCCCUACGCCUGGUGUCAGGAGUACCAAGUGGGUGAAAUGUCCUUUGGGUUAGAUGAGUAGAUGCAGGCAGAAGGCUAGAGCAAGGAUGACUGGACACAACUCCCUUAAGCCAGGGGUAGCCAGAUAUCUUCCAGAUAGCAUUGGACUGUAGCCAUCACUGAGGCUGACUGGAGCUGGAAUCUAACAACAUCCAGAGAGCACCCCAUUGACUACCCAUGACUCCAUUGAUAAUCAGAGAAAUAAGAAAUAAAAAUAGAUUAUGUUCUUAUGUUAAAUUGUUUGGGGUGAGGAGCAGGAAACUGUAACAGGCUAUGCCAAGUAACUAGAACAGGUGACAUCUGCAGGUUGGCCUUCAAAGCGUUUGAAAAGUAUUUAAUCACAUCCAAACACUCAGGGGGGCAGUGAGGUAGCCUUGGAAGAGAGAACAGAUAUGGCCAACCUAAACAGUAAUUGAGUCUAGGUAACUGACAAACACUAAAGACUCAAUUUGUUAAUUCAUGGAGAACAUUGGCUACGGUGGCAAGAACUUCUGUGCUAUUUCCUUCACCAAAAGGAGGGCUGUGGCUCAGUGGUAGAGUACAUGCUUUGAAUGCCGAGGCUCAAUCUUUGGUACCUCUGUGAAGGGGUAGGAAAGAUUCCUCUCUGAAAAACCUGAAGAGCUGCUGCCACCCAGUGUUGACAAUACUGUUUAACCAAUUCACUGAUGAACCAAUAGCCUGAUUCAAAAUAAUGCAGUUUGCCUGUGACACUAACUUUGUGCACAUUAUUUGACUUCAGCUAAAAGUGAAUGGGAGGCUCUUCCUCAUCUUCAAGAGCAGCAGCACCAUGAGUCUGACUUUAGUCUCUGCUUCCUCCUGAAAGAAAAGAGCAGCCUUGUUGCUACAGAAAGGGUAUAGCAGUAAGAAACUUCUCCCAGGUAGGACCAGUCCUACCAUGAGGCAAAGCGAGGAUUCUGCCUCAGAUGGCAGGUGCUGAUGGGGCAGUGGCAGUGAGGUGCUGAAGGAUACAGCUGUUUGUGCCAUAUGCCAUAACCUGUGCCCAGUGCUGUCAGGAUGCUGUCAGCAUCUCCUGGCUGGUUGCCCAGGAAAGUAUAAAGACAAAGGAAAAGUUUCUUACUUUCCUUUUUUAUUUCAAUCUGUACAGAGAGAGGCUAUAGAACCCAGCCUCUUGGAUAAUGGCAUUGUCCCUAGUGAAUCUCCACCCCACCGUCUUUCCCACUACCUCAUCCGUCAUUCUCAUUGUCUCCUCUACGGGUGCUGCUACGUGACUUCUGUCGUUGAGCUCUUUGCUCUCCUACUUUUAAGGCUCGCCGGGUUCUGGGAGAUGGAGGGUCUGGAAUGCUUUCCAAUGACAACGUGUCAGCUUGGUGUUGUUCUGGCCAGUGGUGGAGCUUCAUGCUCCUGCACCAGGGGGGCGGAGAGCAGGGGGGGAGGGGCUGGCACACAUCCCAGGGCGUGGCGUGCUGCCUGCAGGGACGUGGCACGCCGCCUGCAGAGGCGUGGUGCACAUCCUGGGGGCGUGGCAUGCCACCUGCGGGGGUGUGGUGCCCAGCGUGGGCGGGGGGCAGCCGCGAUGGCACCCCACCGGGAUCACGCUGCCGGGCGCGGUGCGCUCCUCCCCCACUCCUCUUCCUCCGCCAGUGGUUCUGGCUCUCCCAUGAUUUCCCAGCUUUUCCCCUCAUCUCCCUCUGAGCUGCGACCUCCCUCAAACCCCUGUUGUAAAUCUAUCCUGUCUUCCUCUUCCUCCUCACUGGAAGGGUCAGGAUAGGAAGGCGGUCUUCACCAUUCCUCCUCUGCCCAGUCCCUGACAAGUGCCUACUAAUAAAUCCCCCAAGUGUGGUGGAAGUUUCUGCCCCAUGACCAGUGCUGAAGGAAGAUUCAACUACCCAUCCAGUUGUAAAACUGGGGGAAACUGAAAAAUAGCACAAGCCCUGCCCCCCGAUGUGUUUGUUGCUAUGUUCAUAGCACCACUGUUUAUUUAUUGCACAGUCUUGUAGAAGUCACCACAUCUCCCUUAUGAAAUGCAGGUCAGUGCUCAUGAGGUUAGAAGGUUAAAUUGUAGAUGGGAUCAUACGACAGCAUAUGGCAGCAACUGGAAAGCAGAAAGAUGUAGUGCAAGGGUGGGAAACUUAUGGCCCUUCGGAUGCUGUUGGACUCCAACUCCCACCAUUCCUCACCACUGGCCAUGCUAGUUUAGCUGAUGGGAGCUGGAGUCUAACAGCAUCUGGAGGACCACAGGUUCCCCAUCUCCAGUGCAGUCAAUAGAAUAAAGAUGGUGUGAACAGCUGGCUCUCUUCCUUCCUGUUACAGGUCUGCAAGUGGUACUGAACUCAAUCGUCAAGGCUACGUUGCCUCUGAUCCACAUUGCUGUGCUUGUUGUCUUCAUGCUUGUCAUCUACGCCAUUAUGGGGCAGGAGCUCUUCAAGGGCAAAAUGCACAAGACCUGCUACUACAAUGGAACAGGUAGGGGGUGCAGUUGAUCUGCUCAUAAUUUAUAAAGCUGCAAGGAGGGGUCUGGGGCAUCACCUUGAGCUACAUCUAUGAGGCAAAAUAUCUGCCUUUUGUGCUCUUGCAUAAACAGGAAGUAGAUGCAAACGAGAAGCCUGCUGCAUCCUCUGAAACUGCUUCCAUUAGAACUGGGGAAAGGGGUACAGUGGUGCCCCGCAAGACGAAUGCCUCGCAAGACGGAAAACCCGCUAGACGAAAGGGUUUUCCAUUUUUGAGUUGCUUCGCAGGACGAAUUUCCCUAUGGGCUUGCUUCGCGAGACGAAAAUGUCUUGCGAGUCUUGAGAUUUUUUUUUCGCUUUCCCCCCCUUUAUCUAAGCCGCUAAGCCUUUAAUAGCCUUUUAGCAGCUAAUCCGAUAAGCCGAUAAGCCUUUAAUAGCCGCUAAACCGCUAAUAGCGCUAAUCCGUUAAGCCGCUAAUAGGGUUGCUUCGCAAGACGAAAAAACCGCUAGACGAAGACUCUCGCGGAACGGAUUAAUUUCGUCUUGCGAGGCACCACUGUACAUGCUAAAAUAGACAGAUAACAGUGAGCACAAGCUACCCUGACAGAGCCUCACAUUUGUCCCUUUGUUUCCUUCCUUAGAUAUCAUUGCAACCGUGGAAAAUGAAAAACCAUCUCCAUGUACAAAUUCAGGCCAUGGGCGCCGCUGCACUAUUCCUGGUUCAGAGUGCAGGGGCUAUUGGCCAGGACCCAACUAUGGCAUCACCCACUUUGAUAACUUUGGGUUUUCUAUGCUGACUGUCUACCAGUGUAUCUCCAUGGAAAGCUGGACUGAAGUCCUCUACUGGGUAGGCUAAGCUUUGGCCGGGAAGGGAGGAAGAUAAAGUAGGGCUCUUUUGCAAAAUGUAAGGGAUGAGGAACUAAGGGCAUGUAGUCAUGUCAUCUCCCGGGUAGUGGACUCACUCACGACAGAAUGACACUGUUGUUUCAGUGAAUCGGUCACCCCACAUGCAGAGCAUUCCCCUAGUUAGGGCACCUGUCUGCACAGGCUAGACAGCAAGUUCUAGAAGAUCCUUAAAGUGUGGGCUCCAGUUCGAGGAGUCCCCAAAAGUAUAAGAUAUUUGGAACCUCAUAAACAUUCACUUAGUGUGAGCAACAUACCUACCUUUGAAAUUAGCACCGACUCAAACAAGAAAUAAUUUGUCAAAACAGAUACUGCAGGAAAUCUAGGAGGGGUCCACAUCCUCACCUUUAGUUUACCCACCAGGUCUCCCAGGUUUUUGUUUUUGUUUGUUUUUGUUUAGUGGAAAAGAAGGUAUGAUGGAUGAGUCAUGGUCUACUCCCAGAUUUGUCAUGGCUGUUUCUCCAGCCCUUUCCCCAGAGAGUAGAAGAUUUCCAGAGUGUCAUGUAUAUGGGACCACCUUACAAAUCAUUAUCAUCACAUUUCUGUUCUGCCUUAGGUAAAUGAUGCCAUUGGGAAUGAAUGGCCCUGGAUCUACUUUGUCAGCCUCAUCUUACUUGGGUCGUUUUUUAUCCUUAAUCUGAUCCUGGGUGUGCUCAGUGGGUAAGCCGCUCAUAGCAUGUGGUAUGCUAUCUACUCUCUCAGCAGCAUCAACAUGGCAGUCUGUCCUGAAUGUGACUUAAAACAGUUUAAGUCCUAUGAGGAAAUGAUGAUUUUUUUUUUUAUGUUGCUGGAAAAAUGCAUGAAAGCUUCCUUUCCUUUGUCUCAUAUUACAGUAGCUCCAUUUCCCACUGCCAGACCUGAUGCAUCAAUAGAAUGCUAGGGCCUGAAAGGGACAUCAUAGACAUAUGAGCACAUACUGUGGUGCAGCAUGGAUAGAGUACACUCAAGCAGUUGCAUGUUGCUCUGCUUGCAACAUAUUGGACUGGCUGGGGACACUUCGCAAGCAUGGCACUGCCAGGACUAGGGGUGGUGCAAAGCAGGGACUUUUCAGCAGUAUGAACCAGCACACUGCUCUUUCAUGUUGAACCACAGUAAAACAUUAAGUAUGGCUUAACACGAUUAUCUUAGUAAUCCUUCUAACCCUCACCUUGUAAUGUAGGACACUUUAAUUAGGUCCAGAUUCUAGCAGGGAGGUGUGUGUGUGUGUGUGUGUGUGUGUGUGUGUGUGUGUGUUUAAAGCACAGAGCUAGUGGCUUGACUGAAACCACCAAGUCACUACUGAGUGAGACUUGAACUCAGGACCGACUCCCUGACCCAUCACUAUGCCAUACAAGUUCUCAUCUGAGUUUUCCCCCCAGGGAAUUCACCAAAGAGCGUGAGAAAGCCAAAUCACGGGGUACCUUCCAGAAACUGAGGGAGAAGCAGCAGUUGGAGGAAGACAUGAAAGGCUACAUGGACUGGAUCACCCAUGCAGAAGUCAUGGAUAGCGACCGGACACGUGGAGAAGGUACUAAGCUUUUUAUUAUUGUCGUUUUGGUUUUGUUUAUUCUGGCCUGUUGAUGAUACUGCAUAGAAUCAAUAGGGCUGAGAGCAGUGCUUGCUGGGAAAUGUAGUCUGAGAGAAAAGGAGAUUAGGAAGCAGGAAGGAAAAUCGAAGGCCUGGGCAAAGUUGCAGAGCUACGUAGCAUUUGAUGUUAAUGGAUUUGUAAAUAACACAACAGGUUUCUUACCUUUCUUCAUCUUUCACAGGAAUGAUGCCAUCAGACGAAGGUGGCUCAGAGACAGAGAGCCUGUAUGAGAUUGAGGGCAUGAAUAAAUGGAUUUUGUUUUUGUAAGUAGCAUGCAUAUCAUGCAUGGCAAUCCAAACAUGCUCAUGUCCUGCUGUAGUGCAAGAGCCCCAAAGCUCUCAAAUCUUGCUGGGAGCAUCACUUUUACUUCUUUUUUCAAAUAUCCCCCCCCCCCCAUAUCUUUGGAAAUGUGAGUAUUCAUUUUUAAAAAAUCAAAAUAUUUCCCAUGUUGGACCUUUCUGCACUCCACAGCAAUUUCUCUCACUCUAUCUCUUUAAUGCAAUGCUCGUUAAAUCCCAAAGCCAGAGAUGUCCAGUAUCAGUCAGAUCAUCUCUGUCAACUGAGUAAAUGAAGGAUUGAGACCCCUUUGUGUUUUUACACUGUAGAGUCAAAGAACCAUAGCAGACCCUCCAAGUGUCCCUAUUUUCCAGGAACUUCCCAGAUUUACAAAAGCCAUCCCAGUUUCUGAUUUGAUCCUAGAAUGUCCUGCUUUUCCUUAGGACAUCCCUAUUAUCAUCAGAGAAAUGUUGGAGGGUAUGGUAGGAUGUCCCUAUUUUAUCGGAGAAAUUUUGGAGGGUAUGGAGUUAUCCUACCCCUGAGCCAUUUGAAGGCAAUCCUGUAUAGGGAAAUUUUUAAUGUUUAUUAUGUUUCUAUAUAUGUUGGAAGCCACCCAGAGUGGCAACCCAGUCAGAUGGGUGGGAUAUAAAUAGUAAAAUUAUUAUUAUUAUUGAAUAGGAUGUCCCUAUUUUCAUCAGAGAAAUGUUGGAGGGUAUAUCAUAGAGUUGGAAGCAUUUUCUCCCUGCACCCCCAUCUAUCUGUUGUGCCACCAACCACGAGAACCAUGCUCGCUUCCCGCCUUUUCUUGCGCCAGCCAUUCUGCUAGCACUACUAGUGCACUGCUAAGGUACUUUAACUUAGCAUAACAUUGAAUUUCUCCCAGAGACCACAGGGAUUAUUUAUUCUUCCAUCUGCACCUGCAGUUUUGAUGGCCUUGUUAGGCCUUAUAUGGUCCCCUUAAAGAGGCACAAACUAAAUAUUUGGAAGCCAUCCUGGAGAUUGCAGAUACCUAGGGAAGAAGGUGAACGUUGUGUUUUGCAGGCCUGCUUUAGAGCUGUAUCACCACAACCAUAUUAGUAAGAGUGAUGCUUUUCAAAAGUCCUGUGAAAUUCUAAACACAGGCGCUAGAGCAAGUGAAAACUAAGAAUAGGUAGAGUUCUGAAGCCGUUUUCAGGGGUUCAUGUGCCACCAUUCUGGUUUUAACUGUCUCCUUUUUCUCUAGUCGACACUGGCGACGAUCGAACCGUCUUCUCCGCAGGAAAUGCCGCGAACUGGUUAAGUCCAGGUUUUUCUAUUGGUUUGUCCUCUUGAUUAUCGCGUUGAACACCAUCUCAAUAGCUACUGAGCAUCACCAACAACCUGAUUGGCUGACCAAGGCUCAAGGUGAGUUGGGCACUCUGUUUAAGGGAACUUUGAAGGUUCUGAUUAACAGGGGGUGGUGCUGUGAUGCUCUCAAUCCUAAACUUCCUUGCUUGAUCCUCCUUUCUGCUUCUCAGUGCCCUAGUCCCACUUUAACCCCAUGCCAAACAUGUUCCCAUACCAAUAUACUUCCUUCUUGCCUCAAGCAGCAACUGCAUUUAAUAUAGUUUAGCCCUAACCAUAAUGUAAGAGGUUGAUUCUAAGGUGUGAAAGGCAAAAGUCAAAGGGAAAACUGAACAGACAGCAGGGGAACAUAGGACAGGAAGUAUAUUGGUAUAUAUAUUUAAAUUGGAAACUGGAAAAUGUUAUUCAAAAUGCAAGAGCAGCAAGAACUUUGCUCAGUUAUUUCCUUACCUGCUACCUUAACAACCCAUAUUUAGAGGGCCAUUAUCAAGAAGUUUCAACCCUACCUUAGAUUUUCAACACGUGCUGUGUUUAGGAAUUAGAAGGGUCUCAGCAUACAGGCUACCCCCUCCCCCCGCAAACCCCUAACAUUAUACACCCGCUACAUGUAACGGGUAGCUUGGUUCUUGCAUGCACUCUUAACAACUUCUGUUAGCUGGCUUCUGCAAGUGGAAGCACUAUUUACCAGCAGAGGAGAACUGAGUAGAGUGAAGGAAGUAAUUCUGGACUUCCUGUCUCCACUUCUUCCUCCCAACCCUCAUGCUCUCUCUCUGAAGAGGAAUUGGGCUCCUCAUGGUCAGAGAUCUGGUCCAUUCAUCAUUUUGCUUACAGAUAUUGCCAACCGGGUGCUUCUGGCCCUCUUCACGAUAGAGAUGAUUCUUAAGAUGUAUGCUCUGGGCUUCCGCCAGUACUUCAUGUCAAUCUUCAACCGCUUUGAUUGCCUUGUGGUGUGCACUGGCAUCCUAGAGAUCAUACUGGUGGAAAUUACCUCCAUGACACCCCUGGGCAUCUCUGUUUUGCGGUGCAUUCGCCUGCUGAGGCUCUUCAAAAUAACUAAGUGAGUAUGACAACCAUUUCCCAUAGGACUUGGCUUCCAGAACCUUUGCCAUCCUGGUGAGAUGCAGGAGGCUUGGAAGCAGAACAGAAGCAUCCAGCUAGUUUUGGAAACAUAAUGCUAGACUAGAUGCAUCUCUCAUACUAUCUGGCAGAGCUCCUUUGUAUUCAUUUGGUGGCCAUAGUGUUGGUCACAUCCGCACCAUACAUUUAAAGCACUCCCAUAGCACUUUAACAGUCAUGGCUUCCCCCACCCCACCCCCAAAAUUCUGGGAGCUGUAGUUUGUUAAGGGUGCUGGGAACUAGUUCUGCAAGGGGUCUCCUAACAACUCUCCGCACCUUUAAUGAACUGCAGUUCCCAGGAUUCUUUGGGGGGAGCCAUGACUGUUAAAGUGCUUUAAAUAUUUGGUGCGCUUGUGACCACCGUGUGGCUACCUGCUUCAAGUCCAUCUCUACGAAGUAAAAGAGGAUGUGAGAUUUCAUCUCCUGGUGUCUCUGAGUGAGGCUGAACAAAUUGAUUAAAUCUGCCACCUGUUCUCUGCCUACGUAUCUGUAGUGGAGAGCAGUGAUUUGUCAAACGUUCCCUUGGAUGAACUAUGAUGUUUGAAAAUAGCUUCUCUAGUCCUGGGAACUAGUCAUGUUAGGUACCAAGCUAGAUUAGAUGGUAGAACAGAAGAUGGAGUCAUCCAGGCAUAGCAAUCUCCCUGCCGAUUGCAACUGAGCACACUGAGCAGCUGUACUUAAUAUAGCCAACAGUAUGUCUCGUAUACAGAUCGAUGCUAUGUUGUUUUAAUGUCUUUAUUUGAGCUGCUAUAGUCUUUGUUUGGUCUUUGGCAUAUCCCACCUUGGCAUCACUUCUUGGAUGAAGAGCGGGUGAAAAAAGCAAAUAAAUAAAUUGUGUUUGUUGCCCUAUUGGAUGUGGCUGCACAUGCUCAACUGCAUUCAAGAUGGCAGCCAUGAGAUUAUAACUAGUUUUAGUUAAUUAGUCAUUAGGAUGAUUUAUAUUCUCUGUCUUUAGCUAGAAAGCUGCACUUCAAAGCUUGGCUCCUGGAUCUGCAAGUAUCUUAGCAUCUUCACAUAGGUGUGCACAUAACGUUGGUGUCCCUCUCUAGGUAUUGGACCUCUCUGAACAACUUAGUGGCAUCUCUGCUGAACUCAGUGCGCUCCAUCAUCUCCCUCCUCACUCUCCUCUUCCUCUUCAUGACCAUCUUUGCCCUAUUAGGGAUGCAACUUUUUGGAGGGAGGUUUGACUUUGAUGAUACAGUGAUACGGCGCAGCACCUUUGAUAACUUCCCUCAGGCUCUCAUCACUGUCUUUCAGGUACAACUUGGGGGUUUUAAUAAGCCAGUUUAAGGGCAGGGUUUUGUAGGUGACAAUUGUUGUCUUCUGUACUAAGUUCUGGCAGAAAAUGGGUGACCAAUGGGGGAAAUAGGAAUCUGUGAAUUGUGGGAUAUUGUCUGAGCUUUGGGAACGCAUAGACUUUUUGGACAAUGGGGCCUGAGAAAAGGGUCUUUAACGAAGAGGUCUUCAAACUCAGAUGAGAACCUAAUGCAGUCUUCCCCAACCUGUUGUCCUCCAAAUGUUGUUGGACAACAACUCCCAUCACCCCUGACCAUUGGCCAUACUGGCUGGGAUUGAUGGGACCAGAUACCCAACAAUAUUUGGAGGGCACCAGGUUGGAGAAGCCAGGCCUCAUGCAAUGGUUGUGCUCAGGAUACCCUGUUGCUGCUAAUAUCUCACUCAUCUACUUCUAGGUCCUGACUGGGGAAGACUGGACUUCUGUUAUGUACAAUGGCAUAAUGGCUUAUGGAGGGCCAGUUUACCCUGGUGUGCUGGUCUGCAUUUACUUCAUUGUUCUCUUUGUCUGUGGGAAUUGUAUCCUUUCUUUGCCCCAUUAGGGGGGUGGAGUCCUCUAUUAAUAGAGUCAGAUAAAAGCUCUUCUUUACUGAAUUCUCAUGCAUUCAUUUUGCAACAUCACCAUAAGAUGCAAUGUAAGUAUUUCUCACAGCAUUUCAUGGUGACAGCAUUUCAUGUUGGUCCAUUUUCUGUCCACGCAGUAGAUGGGUGUGUGCAUGUGGCUAUGAGGACCAGUACACAAUCUGCACACCAGGGUCCUCAUUUUUGAAAUGAGGUUCCCAUUUCUUCUGACUGCUUCCUGCACUUUUCAUUCUGCUCUACCUGCCAAACUGAAUGGUGUGGGAAGCUGUACCCCAUUGUUAGGAUUAUUAGCUUAUUAAGAACAUGCUCUUAAGUCUUAUUUAUUUAUAAAUAUAGAGACCAUCCCUCAUGUCAAAUAUCAGGGCAGUGUACAACCACAUGUACAAAAGAGAUAAAACAAUAUGUAAUGAUCAUAAAAGUGACUAACUCACCUUAAACAAUUAAAACAUUGAAUAGGCCUGUUGACAUAGUCUUCAAGAGCCAUCUGAAGGUCAGAAUUGAGGAUGCCUGCCAAAUCUCUGCUCGAAGAGUAUUUCAUAGCAUGGGAUACUAAAUGCCCAACUUCUUCCUGAAUCCAGUCAAGCUUCUGAAACGUGGGGAACAACCAACAGCAUUUCUUGAUCUCAGUGAUCAUGCUGGGAUAGAAGGGCUCAGGGAGUCCUUUGGGUAUCCUGGAUGCAAAUUGCUCAGGGCUUCAGGUUUAUAUUACCUAAACUCACACUGUAUAAUUCCUUAGCCUUCCUCCCCACAACCCAGAUAUCUUGCUCAAUGUUUUCUUGGCUAUUGCCGUGGACAACCUUGCUGAAGCUGAAACUUUGACCUCUGCCCAGAAAGCCAAAGCUGAAGAGAGGAAGAAAAAGAAAAUGGGCCGGUCAGUUGUGCCUCCUGGUGGCCAUGACAAUAUCUACCUCUGGGUUCUCAUCUGGGACCCAACAGGGGGCUUGGCUGAACUGUAAGGUGUUUCCCGCCCCGCCCCCCCAAUAAUAGCUUCCCCUUGGCUUCACUUCCCUCUCCUCUUGCUUUCUUGGUUCUUCACUCUAGAGGUUACCCGGAGAAGUCAGAAGAGGAAAAGCAGUUGCUGGCUAAGAAGCUGGAACAGAAAGCCAAGGGAGAAGGAAUGCCCACCACAGCCAAGGUCAGCCAUGGGUGACUAGGAGCGGAUGAAUCAGUCAAUAUUGCUUUUUCUCCGUUUGUCCCUUUUCCAAUCCAGAGUUCAGUUCCCCACAUUUCCACAUCGGUAUGCAAAUUUAUAUUUAAAAAGUCCUCAUGAAAAUUCAUCAGCAUUGUGGUACAAAUUUCUCCUGUGAAUUUUCUAUGCAGGUUUAUCUAAAAAAACACAUUCCUGCAAAUCCAUUUCCCCCAAUAGAAUUCAUUUUUGAUGUUAUUUAAUUAAUAUAUGCAUUUUUAUGCACACUUCACGCUAGUGUGUGCAUUUUUGUACACAUUUCUUGGCUGGAGAACUGUGUUGAGAAAUUUGGAAAGAUUUCAACGGAUCACUGCGUUUCUCUCCACUUUCAGAGAGUGUGAAUUAGGUAGAUUCACCUUUCAAUGCAGACUGAAUGGAAUGUCUCCCCCAUGGGUGACAGCAACAUCUGCCGCCUUUCGUUUUAUUUUUUUGUUUAGGUUUUUUAAAAAAAGCCCCCACAAAACACUGUACGAUAGAGACAGUAUAAACAGAAAUUUUAAAAAUGGUUAAGAAUCCCUUAAGAAUAAACAAUACAAGAAAAGCAAUGUCAUUUUAAAUAGAUGAGCAGAAAUCAGUCCUCUGAAACAGGAAGGUUUUCAGAGCAUGCCUAGAAACUGUAUCAGAGUGAGCUUGCCUAUGCCGCUGAGCUUCCUUUCAUUUUUAUUUCUUCUGUUCAGUUGAAAGUGGAUGAGUUUGAAUCAAAUGUCAAUGAGAUCAAGGACCCCUAUCCCUCCGCUGACUUCCCAGGUAAGGAAGGUUUGUCUCUUUCAUUCCCACCACAGGAAUGAAGAGAAUUCUGGGCUGAACUGACUUAAUGCUGUGUUGGGAUGUUGAGAUAAAGGUAAAGGUAAAAGGACCCCUGACCGUUAGGUCCAGUCGUGACCAACUCUGAGUUUGCGGCGCUCAUCUUGCUUUAUUGGCCAAGGGAGCCGGCGUACAGCUUCCGGGUCAUGUGGCCAACAUGACUAAGUCGCUUCUGGCGAACCAGAGCAGCAACGGAAAUGCCGUUUACCUUCCCGCCGGAGCAGUACCUAUUUAUCUACUUGUACUUUGACGUGCUUUCGAACUGCUAGGUUGGCAGGAGCAGGGACUGAGCAACGGGAGCUCACCCCGUCACAGGGAUUCGAACCGUCGACCUUCUGAUCGGCAAGUCCUAGGCUCUGUAGUUUAACCCACAGCACCACCCGUGUCCCUUAGGGAUGUUGAGAUACUCUGAUGCUUAUAUUUUGGCUUAAUAGCAAGCCUAGAAAUGAGUGAACCUUUUGGCUAUGCAUGUAGCGCCUCUGCAUGAAGCUUUUCAGUGACCGACUGUGUGUCCUGCAGGUGACGAUGAAGAAGAUGAGCCUGAAAUUCCACUGAGUCCUCGGCCACGUCCUCUGGCAGAGCUGCAGUUGAAGGAGAAGGCAGUGCCCAUGCCCGAAGCCAGCUCAUUCUUCAUCUUUAGCCCAACCAACAAGUAGGCCUUACUCCUUCCUCUCUCUCUCUUACCUAGGCACACAACAGAAACUGAAUAGGUUUCUGAACUGGCUAGGAAUUCAGAUACGAAGACGAUCUAACCGGGAAUAUUUGCCACUAGGCACAAAUUCCUUCCUGGCCAGGCUUGCUUAACCUCGGCAAAGACAUCAGUAUAGGCAGAUGCCUUCGAUUCAGACUAUCCUCUUGGUCUUCAGACUUUCCUUGAAUGGUUAUUAAACUAGCACCACAGCUGUAAAAGUGCUGCAGUUUGGCAGUGAAAGGACCGUAAAGUAGUAAUUCCUUUAGUAAUGUUAUGGACUGGUUUGUCCAAGAACCCACAUAAACACAGGCUCAAUUCACUCAACAAUUCUGCUCUACAAAUUGUGCCCAUAUUCCAAAUGUACUCUGAGGGGGAUAGAAACAUCACAUGUGCACUUUCUACCAGCACAUUGAUGAACAGUGUAAUUCCCCCAUUGGGUGCCCUUUGUACUAUGAACUCUUUUGCUUAAGCAGAAUAUGACCUUCCCUUUCUUUCCCUAAAUUGUCCUCUUCAGGAUCCGUGUACUGUGCCACCGGAUUGUGAAUGCCACCUGGUUCACCAACUUCAUCCUCCUCUUCAUUCUGCUCAGCAGCGUCUCACUGGCAGCUGAGGAUCCAUUACGGGCUGAGUCCUUCAGGAAUAAGGUGACUAGAUAGACUUGCUUGCGCUACUGGCAAGGUACCAGUGGGUGGUCCAGAGUGACUUACGAAAGCCCUGCAUCCAUUGUAAUUGCCUCCUGGUGAAAACUACUUGGUAUGAAAUUGAAACAACAUGCAAAAGGCAACAACAGGAAGCUGUAGAUGAAAAUAAGUGACUGGUUUUCAUGCAUAAAUCGCAGAAAGCCAAAGAGUGUCGUUCUGACCCAAAGUCUUUAUUUAAAAGUCAUCUCUUCAUGAAACUCAAUAAGGAUGGAGCCAAUCAUAUCAUACAACCAAUAAGAAGCAAUUAUUUUAAAAGGAGAAGAUAAUGGACAACUAGUAAAAAGUUAAAAGUAUUCAUGGCUAAAUGUAUUUGCAAACUAAAAUAAUAUGUAGAGGAAAAACAGGUUUGCUUGGGGAUAACCAAAAAUAUUUCUGCAAUCAUUUGUUUUUAGAAAUCAGAGUACUGUUCAUGCUGGUUUAGCUGGGACUACCUGGAGACUGCAAAAUGAGCUUGAAGAAAUAGGAGAUUCUGUUAAUAAUAUUCAGAUAAUAUUUCUUCUAUAGUUCUCAUUCCAGAACCCAGCAAAUUUGCUAAAAGACAUGUUUGUAUAUAUAGCAACAGAGUUGCCCUGACAAAAAUAGCAUCCUGUUUCUUUGCUUGUUUUAUCUCCAGAUUCUAGGAUAUUUUGACAUUGGCUUCACUUCUGUGUUCACAGUGGAAAUCGUUCUAAAGGUGAGUCACACUUAGAGAUGUUGUGGAAUUCCAAUGGAAUCAUAAAACGGGAAUGGAAAUCACCAAUGUUUACUUAUUCAUCUUUUCUCCAUUGUGCUGAGUUGGCAAUCUGAACAGUUAACCACCUGUACAAAUAGCGGGCAUCAAAUUCAAGCUUGCCAACUCUCUGUGCUGAUGAUGAAGUGUUCGUUCUCAGACAACUGCUUCAUCCUGAACACAGCAGUCAACAUCCACAGGUCCAAUGAUUUACAGAAUUAGGCUGCUGAGAGAAGUAUCCUCAAAGUAAUACAAAAACUGGGCCUAACUGAGUCUUCCUGCUCCCCACAGAUGACUACUUAUGGUGCUAUCCUACACAAGGGAUCCUUCUGCCGCAACUAUUUCAACAUCCUGGACUUGCUCGUUGUGGCUGUCUCUCUUAUCUCCAUGGGAUUUGAGUAAGCAUUGUGAUGGAAGAACAGGCCUGGGUUUUAUCAAUCUGUGGUAGGGCCAACUCUGAGGGAAGUAGGAUAGGGGUUAACAUUCUCCUUGUGUCUUUGGCAGCAACUGUGGGAUAUGAGGGAUGUAUCAGUGUGACCAUAGAGUAGUAAGAAAUACCCUGAAAUAUAAAGGAAAACAUUGUAAUGAGAAGCUGACCGUCUCUCAGACCCUGAAAACUAGGAGCUCCAUGAAGAGUAGUGAGCUCUGCUCCCAAAGCAAUGAAUAUUCACAGCCAUCAUUAUCAGUCAACAUACUGAGGCCUCAUCCACACUCUACAUUUGCAUCGAUUUUAUACUAUUUUAACUGUUUUCUCCAAAGAUUCCUGCAGACUUCAAUUUCUUGAGAGUACCGGGAAUUGUUAAGAAAUUUCUAUCCCUCUCACAGAGCUAUAAUCCCCAGAGUUCCUUGGAAAAAGGGAUUGGCUGUUAAACCAGUUUAGGUCUGUGGUGUGGGUGUGCUCUGAGAGUCAAACAGUUAUCCUUCACCCCCACUGCAUCGGUAUGAGAAGUGGAUGUACAAUCAGUUCCUGUAGUUUGAUCCUACUGACUGGGUUGUGAAAGUCUUAGUUGCUGCAAAGGUCUGCCUUUUUCCUCCGAUGGUACCCUCACCCUCGUUCAAAGGCUCUUUGGUUCUGUAAUUUACUGUGGCUGGUUGUACCAUCUAGAGUUGGGAGUAAAGUGAGGAAAUUUGGGACGGUGUACAAGCAUACAGUUAUUUCCUGCUGUUUUCAUGGGGGAAUCAUGGGCGAACAGAAGCACACAUGUGCGGAAGGGGUGGAGGAGUAGUGACAUCGCCCAGUGAUGUUUUCUUGUUGUGUCACUCCACACUCACAGAUGUGCAUGAAAUUUAGCGUACAUCUAUCAAAAAGCCAUCGUUCCAUUACACAAGAAGUACUGCAUUGUGAAAGGAAUGUUAGAAAAUGGUUCAGAAGUGCUAGCAUUACAAUCAGGAAAACUAGGGCAAUGCAGUAUUCCGCAUGUCUGAAUGCACCCUGCAGUGGUUUUGCCUUCUGAAGAAUUCUCUGAAGCCGCCCCGGUAGCAAGGCAGUCCUAUAUCAUUCUCUGGUUCGUGGUCCCAACCAUAGAAUGGCCCAUUCAAUCACUAGAUAUAAUCAAAAGGCCAUAGUCAUUCUUUGUAGGCAGGGCAGAAUCCAUGUAACAUAAGCACAAUAAGGGUUCCCGCUGUAAUGUUUUCCUCAUAUUCUGCCACAGGUCCAGUGCCAUCUCAGUAGUGAAAAUCCUCAGGGUGCUCAGAGUACUGCGACCACUGAGAGCCAUUAACAGAGCAAAGGGGCUGAAGGUGAGUGGGGUUGUAGGAAUGUUUUCCUCUUCUGGAUAACCCAGAAAUCAGGGAUAGUAAGGGAAAUGUGAUGACCUCUCUAAGCCAGCAGCAUGCAUUGAAAUGUAUGCAAGAACCAGGCAAAGCAAUCUCUACUUAUAUUUUGCUGGACCGCAGUUAUUCAGAAAAAUCACAGUGAGCAAUGGACAAAUAAAAUCUAACCAACCUCUCUUUCUCUCUCUAGCACGUAGUACAGUGUGUUUUUGUGGCUAUCAAGACCAUCGGCAACAUUGUGCUUGUCAGUGCCUUGCUACAGUUCAUGUUUGCCUGCAUUGGGGUGCAGCUCUUCAAGGUGACAGUCUUUCCUAGAUAGAAUGAACUUCCACACUGUUUGAGUCCAUGAGUUUGUAAAAGCUUGUUUAUAUAAACAAGGAUAGCUUGCUGCCAGAGAUAAUCAAUUCAGGGCCCCUAUACUGAAUUAACCAUUCUCAUUUGUCUCGGUUGGCCGAAUACCUUUGGUUUGGUCUGGUCACCCUCAGGUCCUUCUGUGAUGUGUAACCUUCCUUUAAAAAAGCAUAUUCAAUCCUCCAAACCUACCCAGAUGAUGGUCUAAGUGUGUGACAUCACACACACACACAACGCACAACGGGCCCUCUCAAUCUUGGGUGCAACAUGGUGCCAAUGCAGCCUGUCAAUACAUACCUCAAGGAAGCUAAUAACAUCACUGCAGUUUCCUCACAGUCAAUGUGUAAGUCACUUGCAAAAUCUUAUUCCCUUUCAAUACAACUCCCACAUGCUUUGCCAGUCAGCAACGGGAAACUGUCGUGAAUUACUGUCUCCUCUCCUUCAGCAGUAAAAACUGGGCCUGGGCUUUUGUGUAGCUGGAAACAUUCACUUUUCAGUACUCUCAGGACUGUUGAGGCCAUAAUUGGGAAACAGCCAAAUACCAACAAUCCCUAUAACUUUUGAUCUCUGUUUUAAAUGUAGGGGAAGUUCUUUAGCUGCACAGAUUCAACCAAGAUCACUGCAGAAGAAUGCAGGUAAGCCUUGGUUAUGCGUCAUAGUCUUCUGCAGCCUGGGACACUAUAAUUGUAGUGUGACGGGAAGCUGUGGGCCAGAGUAGUUUUUGCGUUAACAGAGCAAUAAAAGAAAAAAAACACCCCAUUAUGCCAGGCUGGGGUCGGUGGGUGGGUGGUAUCCCUCCAUCCAGCCCUGCCAGCCUCUGCCAGUGUCUUUCUGCAGAGUGACUCCUGUGUUACUCUGUUGAUGCAGUACUCUUCCACUCACCAAAUGUGUGAGCAGACAGAAGUGCUACCAAUGGGUUCCCCAGCAGUGGCAGCCAGUGGCAAGCCCCAGACAGGAUGUUCUAGGGCCAAGGAGGGGAUGAGCCAGCCUGGGAUUCAUUGGAUCAGUCUUAUGCAACUUGAACAAGUUCCUUUUUUGCUGUAGUGACUGCCGUUGAGUGACUAUCUCAGCAUUGGUGAAAUGUUAGGCUACAAUCCUUAACUUAACUCAGUGGAACUUGCUUCCAAGUAGACCUGCAUAGAACUGUACUGUAGUCUAAUACGAAUUAACAGAAGGUGCAGGCUCCUUGUCUGUAACUAAUAUAAAGUUUCUUGUCCCAGGGGAUACUUCAUCACAUACGUCGAUGCUGAUCCAACGCAGGUUGUGGAGGACAAGCGAAUGUGGAAACUCAAUGACUUCCACUUUGAUAAUGUAUUGUCAGCCAUGAUGUCUCUCUUCACUGUUUCCACCUUUGAAGGAUGGCCUAAGUGAGUUCAGAACCCAGCAUGGGGCAAAGUGCAAGGUGGGCUGUUGGGAAUUGUCAGAAGGAUUAGCUGGUAUGCUGCUACUGUUGCUAAUUAGCUAUACUGUGCAAGCAAAAUAACACUGAAAGGGGAAGCUUUAAUGCAUCUCGCUAACGAUGUUAUAGACACUAUAUGCAGAGAGCUACACCAGACAUUCAUGUAACCAUGGCAAUUGAUGCAGUUACUGGGGUUUUUAAAAAACAUGUUUUCUCAGCAACAAAAUAUUGUGCUUUGAGAAUCAGAAAGCAUAAUACAUCAACAGAGCAAUUUAAGGAAAAGUUGCCUGGAACCCACUCAAUAAAAGAGUUAUAGCUCUACAUUUAUUUAACUAUACUGAUUUUUUGGAAAACCCUUUGAGAGUGGGCCGCCCCUGUCAGAGGAGGCAUGGAUACCUGAGUUGAUAACCCAUCGAGCAAAGUCCUUUCAUAGCCCACUUCUUCAAAGGUCUUUUACCCAGGCCCGUUAAUCUCGACCGCUGUUCUAACUCUUCCAGGUUAUUGUACAAAGCAAUUGACACAAGCGCUGAGGACGUGGGCCCCAUCUACAACUAUCGCAUGGGCGUUGCCAUCUACUUCAUCAUCUAUCUCAUCCUCAUAGCCUUUUUCAUGAUGAACAUCUUUGUAGGUUUUAUCAUCGUAACCUUCCAGGAGCAGGGUGAAACAGAGUACAAAAACUGUGAGCUGGACAAGAACCAGGUAUGGCACAUAAUGCUAAGAUAAUGAACAAGAAACCCUAAAGUAUGGAAGGCACUGCCUAGCCUUUUUUGGCCCCAUUCCCACAUUGUAUUUCUUCUCGCUCCAGCGCCAGUGUGUGCAAUAUGCACUCAAAGCACGCCCUCUGAGAUGCUACAUUCCCAAGAACCCCUACCAGUACCAGAUAUGGUAUAUUGUGACCUGCUCCUACUUUGAGUACCUUAUGUUCUUCCUGAUCACAUUGAACACCAUCUGCUUGGGCAUGCAGGUAUGGAUGAGUGGAACAGCUGCCCAGCUGUAGAAUGGCAGCAGUAGUGAUGAUUGUGGGAUCCUGAGUUCUGCCUGGAGAAGAAGAAUUACAAAACAGUGCCCCUAUAAUGAGCACUUGCUGAUCUGGUGUUUAGAAAUAUGGGUGGGUCUUAUUAUCCAUCGGUUGUACACUACACACAAUGUAACUGAACUGGGAUGUUAUUCCAGGGAUUCCAAUAUAGAAAACAGUGGUACCUCAGUUUAUGAGCUUAACCCGUUCCAGAAGUCCUUUCUUAAACCAAAACUGUUCUUAAACCGAGGCAUGCUUUCCCUAAUGAGGCCUACUACCGCCGGUGCCCUUCCACUGUUCGGAUUCCAUUCUUAGACUGAGGUAAAGUUCGCAAACCAGGACACUACUUCCGGCUUUGCAGAGUUCGUAAACCGAAUCGUUCGUAUACAGGGCGGUUCUUAAACCGAGGUACCACUGUACAAGUGAGCAAUGAGAGGCAUUGUUAGUACAGGUAUGUUGGAUAAGUGGGGUUUUACAUCCAUACAGCUCACUCAUCAUGGUGAGCCUGUUCUCUGCAUGUGUAUCUCUUUUACUUGUUAUCUAGCAAUCAAUAUGAUUUCUCCCUUUGGCAUAAUAUAGACUUCCUUUGGGUCUACAGGGCUUUGUUUCUAACUCAAACCAACGCUCUAUUAAUCAUCUACUUUUAACCAUCUUUACAGCAUUAUAAUCAAUCAGAGACAAUGGACCAUCUCUCAGAUAUCCUUAAUGUGGUCUUCACCCUUCUCUUUACUGUGGAGAUGAUCCUUAAACUUAUAGCCUUCAAGGCUAAGGUGAGUUUGGGAUAUGGACCUAUAAGGCUCCUUGAGGGAAGUGGGUCUGUCAUUUUGCUUAGAGCAGUGGUGGAAAGCGAUGGCCCUCCAUACAUCAUUGGACUACAACUCCCAUGAGCCUGAGCCAGCAUAGUCAUAGCCAGGGAUGAUGGGAGUUGUAGUCAAACUACAUUUGGAGAGCCACAGGUUCCCUAUAUCUGGCUUAGAGUUACAUGCCACACUUUAAGGGGGAUACUGCUGGGGAGGAGGGAAUGGUUGCAUGUAAGUUUUUUUUUAGUCCUAACCAAGUCACACAAGUUUCAACAUCGGUCCUUAGGUUGGGAAGGUGCCAGAAAGGUCCUGGCUUACUUCUUUGAAACCUACUUUCUUAUUCCUUUUCCCCCAGGGCUACUUUGGGGACCCUUGGAAUGUCUUUGAUUUCCUUAUAGUCGUUGGCAGCAUCAUUGAUGUCAUCCUGAGUCAGAUUGAUGUAAGUGAAAGGCUCCCAGCACUGGAUGAGUGUGGGGGCUGGGAACAUGUCAAACUGGGCAGGCAUGAAAGUGAAGAAGAGUAGAAAACUGUUCCUCAUGCUAAUAUAGCAGCAUCAGUCUCCCAACUUUUCCACAGUUGUGAUUAUUGCAUGUCUAAACAGAAUAUCUGUUUCACAGAAGCUAUUGUUUUACUUCAGUUUCCUUCUGGAGAUAAGAGGGUUUAUUGCCUUUAAGCUAAGGGAAUGGUAGGCAUCUCACAAUCCACAAAUGUGGAUAAGUUCAGUGGAUACUGUGAGUUUCAGGCAUCAAGAAGUAUUUUGAGGUGACCUUUCCUUGAUCAUAACUAAUGGACUGAUGUGGCCCCAUGCCCAGGACAUUUCACCUGCCUAGUAAUCUCUGUGUUCUCUCUAAGCAUAUGUUCUUGGCAAGUAAUAUGUAGCUGGCAAAUUUAGUAUAAAGUCAACUUUGAGAUGGUUUGCCUCAUGGUACCUGCAGAUCAUUUUUGUUUUGCUGUCCAUGGCAACCAUGCUUUGAGUAUUUGCUUAUUAUGUCUGCUUACAGUGUGACUAUUUUCAUGGCAACACUUGCAUAUAUAAAUUGUGCCUUCUAUAUAUAUAUGUGCAUGGAUGCUAUAAUACACACCAGAGUAUAUUGAAAAUAUACCAUGGGUGGAAUAGCACAUGUGUACUCUGCAUUGCAUAUGAAUUUAAAGAAAGGACAAGAGUAGAUAUUGCUGGGUUAAAAAUGCAUUUAUGUGCCUUCAUGUUCUCAGUGCACUGCUAAUGCUACUAUUUUCAGUUAUCUAUGGCUACAGAAACAGCUUUAGAAGGAGGUAGAUCUAGAACAGCUUUCAUCAAUAGUGUACAUGCCUGAUUCAGUAUUACUAAGACCAAAACCAUCAUCUCUUUAUACUGAACAUUGUCUUCCUUUAAAUACUCCAAUCCCUGGAAAAACCUGCUGUGUUUCUUUCUAGCUCCAGCUUGCCUCUAGCCAGUGCUAGAGUAUUAGGAAAUGUCAGUGCAAAUAUCUACCCUGCUUGAUGAGUUGUUUCCAAGCCCAAGUACAAAGAGUCACUCCAAGGAUGUAGCUUUAAGAUACAGCUGAACUUUUUGUUGUUCUCUUAUUAGGCGAGCAGGGGAUGGAAGGUAUCUUUGGGGACAUGCAAAGAUCUACAAGAUCUACUAGAUUUACACCCACCUCAAUGCUUGCUGAAUAUGCCCUGAUUCAUUAAAUGCCAAAAAAACUCUGGUGAGAGAUCUAUAUGCUAAGUAGUUAAGGUGAAAUGGGAUCAAGUUCAAUGGUAUUUAGGAAUUUAGUCUGAGGACUUGGGAACUGGUAAGUAUUCUGCUUCCCUUGCCUUUGCACCUGAUGUUUGGUUCAGUACCAGAGGCAGAAUGGCGCUGAGUUCAUUCUUCCCAGGAUUCUUUGUCUGCCCCACUGGAAUGCUGCUUCCCAUUGAACAGCUGGGAACUGCAAGAAAGUGAGAGGGAUAAUGCUUGGAGCCCUGAUUCUCCUAAAAUACUCUCUGUACACCCUGUGGUGCUGACUGGAUCACAUAGUCUGAUUUUGAUUCCACAGAAAGCAAAACCACCAUUAGUGCUGCUGUUUUCCCCUUCCAGCACACUGUAUCUUUGACUUAUGAACCUAGCCUAUUCCUUUCCCAUGUUUCCUGUCUUUCCUUCCUCCCUCCUAGUCCAUUUGUUUCAUUUAUUUGUAUAUUGAUGUUUAAUAAACUCCCUGCUAGGUGAGCUGUUUAGAUGAACUAAUAAUGCUCUUUUUAUGGUCUUCUGUCCAAGAACAAAUGGCAGCAAGUAUAAUAAAGUGCCUCUAACAUAAUCUGUGGGCAUUCCAUAGGGAUCAUAUGUUGCUUUGUGCAAGAUACAGCACUUUUCUCAGAGUUUCUGGCCAAGAAAAUGCAAAUAACCAAUCAGAGCACAAAUCCAACAAAGGCACACAACCAUUUAUUUGCUGCUGAAGUCAAUAUAACCAUCUGCAGCAGGUAUAGCACACAAGUCAGCCAGGAUUUUAAAAUGUCUGGCUAUUAAUUAGUUCUGUCUGAAUAUAUUUAAAAAUUAAUUGUAACAAGCAUUUGUGGAUAAAAUACUUCUCUUGGCAUGAGCCAUCUUGUUUAAUUCCGCAAAAAUCCAUCUUCCCUGUUUCCCCUUGGGUUCUGCCCAGUCUUUGGAUUAUUUCAAUGUGUGAAAGAAAGGGUCAAUGUUUUCAGAAGAACUCAGCAUGGUGGGCGGCACUCCAGGAGCCCCAUCCUUCAAAGAGCUGACCAUGAAAUAUCACCGUAGGAGCUCCUUGCAGGGAAAAGACAUGUUAAGAACUCUAAUCACUUAUGGAGGGGUCUAAUAGCACUUGAAACCCACCCCCCAUUUGAAUUCUGGCUCAUGAGUGGUCUUUUGAUGGUGGGUGAAUAUGAGUGUAGCUGGCCAUGCGUCAUAGACUUCUGUAGGCUUCUAAUCUAGGAAUAUCUGUGCCUUCAAUGAUGCUCCAGUAGGUUUCUUUGUCUAAGGCUUAUUGCAGUAUAUUGUUAGCUGGAACUUUCUUAUCUAGGCUGCUUUUUAAAAUCUUUCCAGUAGGAGACACUAGGCUCUGUUCAAGUCAUUUGUAGUCCUCAUUCCAUGCAUCAGUCACUGCAUCCUUUAUUCCUUUAUCCUUUAUCCCUUAUUCCUUUCUGCCUGUCUUCUUCUUUGUUGGUCUCAUAGGAUCUCCCAUCAUGCCCUUCUAUUGUUGUGGACCACCUUCUCUUCCUCCAUAAAAAUGGCUCCUCUUCCUCUCCUCCAUCCCUUGUCCCUCUUUCUGUCUUUCACUUCUCUACUUUCCCACUACAUUUGUGGGAUUCCUCGGCUGAUUCUUUCAUUCUCUUAACAGAUUAUUCUUGCUUCCAGAGGUGGAUUGUACUGCCUAAGCGGUGGCUGUAAUGGCAUUGUAAAUAUCAGCUGCAUGAGCUUGUUGUGGAGAACCUUUUCUUUCAUAUAUCCCUUUGUCCCUUCCUAGACCAUUCCAUAUUGCUGUGCCCUGCUGUGUUAGUGUGGACUGCAUGAGUCUUCAGAGAUUCUGCCAUCGAGGAGGAAAAGGGAGAGAAAGUUGUGAGCCUCAAGAGAAGACGAUGCUGGUGGUGGGAGGGUGCUGUUUUUAUUUGCUCCCCUUUCACAUGUUCAACAACUAGAGAAGCCUUUCUUUUGGCUUGUCACAAGAGGUUGGGGUAAUACGCAUACAAGAUUAGCAGCAAUAUAUCACAUUCUUUUCACAUUCUGUAGGUGCUGUACAAGCAUUGUUGCAUAGAACUAACAGCUUCUAGCUUCUAACACAGCUUUAGUGGCAUUUUUAUGGUUGCACUAAAAUAACAGUCCUGCAAAGCGCUGGCAGUGCAAUUAUCAGCUUUUGUUUCUGAUGCACAGCAAGUGCAUCACUGCAUAUCUAGAUUACACUAUAGCUUCCUUCCAUUCCUGGUCCAGCUUGCCGAUGUGUUCUGUGCAGCUUCAUUAUAGAAGAUACAGCAAGAUCUGAAGAUUCUGUAGCUAACAGCCAGAAAACUGAAGUCUGAAUGCAAUAGUUACUUUUCUCAAAAUGAUGCUUUUACUACUCUGCAGAAGCACAAAUCCACAGACAAGUUUUGCAUUGGCUGUGUGCUCUUGCACAACUGACCCAGGCGAUCUGCUCUGCAAAUACGCCAUGGGACUGAUUGUGCAUUAAAUAUGCACUGAGUGCUCACUACUAGAAUCACUGUGCCAACAUUUGCACAGUGUUAGGUUACGUCUGCACUAAAAAUCUAAACUAGUUUCCUGCCACGGCUUCUCCCAAAAUGAGCCUCCUAUCAUAACGGUACAUCUGUGAAGGUUAUUUUUUAUAUCCACACAUAGUUACAGUUCCUAAGAUUCCUUGGGAGAGACCUUGGCAGUUAUGGCAGCUUUGAUCCAGUUUGCCCUUGUGGCAUAGGCGUUCCAAUAAAAUAUAUGAUGGCACCAAAUUAUCCAACCCCCAACUCUGAUAAAAAGGUACAAACUGUGUCCUUUGACUGUUCCUCUCACUUCCUUCUUGUCAUGCUGGACUCAUGAUUUUUGAUGGCGCAGACUCAUCCUUAGUUUCAGUAAACCCAGCAGUUCAACAGUUCUACAGGUAACAUGAAGUUAGCCCAGGGAGGGGUUGCUAGGCUUAGAACCAAGAGAUCCAUUAGAAGGUUGAGGAACCUUUUAAUGGCGGUGGCAUGAAACUCCUUCCUGUAUUCCAAACCUGAGUCAGCAUGCAAUGACCCCUGCAGUAUUAUCCAGUCCCUUAGCUUAGCAUGCUGUUGGCCCUGAGGUCCUUGUUUUACCUGCACUGAAAUUAUUGCUGUACUUAUAACUUGGGAUAUAUUUACAGACGAAUCCGGUGAUCCAGGGAGACGUCACAACACCAGUAAGUGUUUUUUUACCCCUUUCAUAUUCUCUCAUAUAUAUAUAUAUAUAUAUAUAUAUAUACACACACACACACACACACACACACAUACAUAUAUACACACACACACACACACACACACACACAUGUGUGCACACACACACCAUCCUUCAGCAGAGCUUCCAAAGUCAUUUACAAAAACAAGAAAAACACAGAGAAAUAGAACAUUAUAUGUUAAAAAAGAAAAAAUGCAUUAAGGUAUAUUACAAAGCCUGGGAGAAUAAAAAUGGUUUUGUCAGGCAGCAAAAACAAUAAAUCUGCCUAGUGCCAACAUUAUUUUCUGGGGAGGGAAUUCCAUAAACUCCCGCCUUAUCUCAGAUGGCAGGGACAACUAUAGAACAGCCUCAGGUUGUUUUGGGAGCAGGAAGUCCUUCAGGAACCUAACCUGUGUAGGCAUUUAAAGGAAAACACCAGCACUUUGAAGAGUGAUCAGAAAUUGACUGGAAGCCAGUGUGAAUUUAUUUCAAUAUCAUUGAGAUAUAUCACCCCCACCAACUGACUGGUCCCAGUCAACAGUCUGGAGACUGUGUUUUGAGCUAGCUGAAGUUUCCAAAUAGUAUUCAAAGGCAAAGCUGGGUACAACACAUUACAGUAGUCAAUCAGUCUGGGGGUUGUCAGUAGCCAUGCCGAGACCACUUCUGUCAGUUCAGACAUGGGGGCUGCUGGGCAGCAGUCGGUACAACAGCAGAAUUCCCCAUCUGUUCCUGGUGCCCAAACUGGUGGACACAGGAAUUCAGCAGAGGGAAGUGGAGUAAAGGAAGACUGGAUCCUUAUAGGCCACAGUGAUAUUACCCACCAUCUCCAGCCCGCAUCUAUGUUGGUGGUGCACUGAGAACCCAGACAGACAUUGCUGAUGAAAGUCAACACCUUGCAGCCUGACGUCCCAGGUCUCAGUAGUACAUACCAGGUUGGCCCCCUAAUCCACAAUUAAAUUGUGGGUGGUUGCUGUCUUAUUAUGGGCAUGCCUGCUGAACACACCAGAUCUACUCUUGAAUGAAGUUUAUCUCCUUCUACCUGCUUCAUGCUUGUUCACUGCCCAAGGGAUGUGCUCCUUCCACAGCAAGCCAUAGAUCCUGAUGAGGGUGGCCGAAUCUCUAUCACUUUCUUCCGGCUUUUCCGUGUCCUACGGCUGGUAAAACUGCUGAGCCGAUCAGAAGGCAUUAGAAAUCUACUAUGGACCUUCAUCAAGUCUUUCCAGGCAAGUGCAUCACAUUGGCUGAAAGGAUGUGAGCUUGAAGAGUUCUAGAGGUUGGGUGACAAGCAUUGUGAUUCAACGCUUCCCAUCUCAUUUGAGGCUCAUGACUUUGCACUGCAGUUUUGCGACCCUUGGGUUCUUCUCUCUUUUGUUCUGCAGGCACUGCCACAUGUGGCCUUGCUGAUUGUGAUGUUGUUCUUUAUCUAUGCUGUGAUUGGGAUGCAGGUGAGGAUACACACACACAAAAAAACUCUCUCAGUGGCAGUGUAAGCCAAGAUCCCAGUUAUAAACCAUCCAUGGUAAUAAGGCCAGAUAUCAUAUUGUCAUUCCAUUCUAUUCCUUGGAAGCUUUCCUCAGUCUCAGCUCCCCAUUCUCCUCAUCCCAAUUGCUUGGGACACCAUGUAUCCUGCAGAGGUUUUGAAACAAGGUGUAUCUCUCUUGACAUGGUGCCUGAUCUGGCCCAUUAAAUAAUUAUACCUUGCAUGUCUCAUGUCCUUCUCCAUUGACCUGCAAACAGAGGUGUCACUUGAAAGGAUGCCACAAGAAUUUAGUUCCCGUGAGCUUUCAGUCUGGAGUUUUACAACCCAAUCCUAGGCAUAUUUGCUCAGUAAUAAGUCCCAUGAGUUCUAUGGGACUGACCACUGGUGUAAAUGGCUUUAAACAGGGAUUAGUUAAAUUAAUGGAGACCAGAUCUGUCCUCAGCUAAUAGCUGAAUGGAACCUCCAGGGUUAAAGGCAACUGGCCUUUAAAUACCAGUUGCUGUGGGGAAAAUGGCACAGAGAAGGGCUGUUUCCUUCAUGUUGUCCUUGUAGGCUUCCCAGAAACAUCUUGUUGGCCAUUCUAUGAAGCAGUGUUGGGUUAGAUGUUCCCUGGCCUGAUUCAGGAGAGCUCUUGCUAUGUUUGUAUGAGUUCAGUGUAACUUAAUCUCUAGUAAGCUUGAGGUUUGCAACUGCAGUCACUUCACUUCCUUGGUGGGGUAGGGUGGGGGUGUCAGCAGUCAGAAAGACAGUAAACAACUAAAGUAGAAAGCAGCAAUUGGUUAGAUUCAGACUUAGAUUGCACUCUUACACCACUUAAAGAGUCAUGACUUCUCCCAAAGAAUUCUUGGAAAUGUAGUUUACUAAGAGUCUCCUAACAACUUUCAGGAUCCUUAACAAACUUCAGUUCCCAUGAUUCUUUGGGAAAGGGGGGAGAGAGAGCCAUGAAUUUUAGAGUUGUAUGAGAUUGCUUUAAACUGUAUACUGUGGAUGUGAGCCAAGUCGUGAGGAGACCCAUUGAAAUUGAGGGGACUUACGUUAGUCAUGCCUAACUUGUUCAAUUAACUUUAGUGAGUCUACUUUAAACAUGGCUAAGACUAUAUCCAACCAAGUAGCAAGAAACGAAAGGAAACUGGUACAAAGAGAACAGGUUUUGGUACAAAAAGUGGAGGUUUAUCGCAGUGGCACUUUCUGAUUUACAGAUGUUUGGGAAAAUUGCUCUGGUGGAUGGAACCUAUAUAAAUCGGAACAACAACUUCCAGACGUUCCCACAAGCAGUGCUGCUGCUAUUCAGGUCAGUAUCACUGUACAUUUAAAGUGCAUUCAAUGCACACUUAAAGCACAUGACUUUCCCCUCAAAGAAUCCUGGGAAAUGUAGUUUCCCCCUCACAAAGCUGCCAUUCCCAGGACCCUUAACAAAUUACAGUUCCCAUGAUUCUUUUUUUUGGGGGGGGGAAGCCAUGUGCUUUAAACACAUGGCAUGUCCUGCCCAUUCCCUGAGUUAUGACCCUGGCACUUCCACAAUACCUCCUCAGUCUUCAUAUGCUGGUGGUCACUAUUUUAUUUAUAAGCCACCUUGAGCCCCAGUUUUGGGAAAAGCCGGGCUAUAAACAAUAACAACAUGCCAGAAUAGACCCUUAGUGUUAGGUUCACUCCUCAUUUUAAUUCUGGCAACUCAGAAAUGAAAGUCCCACAAAUGGAAACGAGGUAAUGGUUGCAAUUUUGCAGUACCCAGGAUUAGAGUCCUAGAAUGCUGGUCAUUCCAUAUCCUCUAAUCUAGAGAAUACUUUCUGGAAAGGGGCCCCUGCCUCACUUUAUCCCUUUCUCUAGGUGUGCAACUGGUGAGGCCUGGCAGGAGAUCUUACUGGCUGCCAGCUAUGGCAAGCAAUGUGACCCUGAGUCUGACUUUGCUCCUGGGGAAGAAUAUACUUGUGGCACAGACUUUGCUUAUUUCUACUUAGUCAGCUUCUACAUGCUGUGCGCAUUCCUGGUAGGCUAUUUCUGUUCUCUGAUCUUGUGCUUAUUUCCUAGUCAGUUAGCAGAUACUUGUAGCAUAUGGAUAAAUAUGGUACAGUAGCAAUCAUCAUUAAGGGACGAACUAGACAUGAUCAUGGGGGGGGGGCGUUGAAGGUGGUUUGAUGGAGGGAAUUGCUGCAUGUGAUGCAUAACAUCACCCUGCUUUCACCUUUGGCCAAACAGGUUUUGCAAAACUGUGGGUCAAAUCAAAAAUUUUGUGUAUGUUGCAGGAGGUAAUGAUGUCUCCCAAACCAUUUUCAGCUCCCUUUUUAAAAUACUCCCCUCUCUCCUUCAGAGACCUUGUAGCAUUUCUGCAGCAGUAGUCUUGGCUUUACACAUAGUUCAAUUCAUUCUUGCUAAUGGAAGGGGACUCCAGAAAUGGGGUUUAGGAGCUGCUGAUCACCAGUCAUAGCUCAGGGGCCAAUCUGUGACCAUCAAAUCCACUCAAAGGCUGCAAAUUCAGGAACAAUCAGAAAGCAGGUAUCGUUGUGUUUGCUGCUGAAAGGCAAUCAACGGCCAUUAUGGAGAGAGGGAAAGAGGGAAUUUUGCUUGUGAAUGAAAUGCAUUUAGCUGGGCUGUUGCUCUUCCUCUUUCCACCUGCGUUGCCAGUGUGAGAGAGUCUUUAACCUGCUUUAUUUACCCCUAUACCAGUUUUCAUCUGCUAUAUUUAGUAAGAUUAAGGGAAGAUUAGAUUAACAUUACUUAUUAUUACUAUAUUUAUUACAUGUAAGUAUUAAAUGUACGGUAUUUAAUAAAUACUAAACACUAAACAAUAAAUACUAAUAAAUAAAUAAUAAACGUAUAAAGCUGCCCAUCAAUAAACAUUCCUUAGUCAGCUUGCAGUAAAUAAGCUACUGACAUUUGUCAUGCUGAGGAAACAGAAAUGACUCUUCUCAAAGCCCUGGCCUGGGCACUCAUUCAAUAUUCUGUCUCAUUUUAGUUUUCUCAGGUGGCCGCAGUUCAUAUUAACGCAUAGCUAUAAAUGUGUAACGUAGCCCUGGAAUUCUCUGCUUCCUUCUCUCAUCAAUUUUGCCUCUUAGGCACUGAGCAGUGGCAGGUCGGUUCUGUUACAUCCAAGGCUGAGAGCGGUGAUCAAUGUGGCAAGGGAAUCAUAUGAAUGAUUUGUCACAAUCACAAACAGCAAGUCAAAGUGACACCACAAGCAGCCCAGCACAGUGGUGUGCUCAGUCAUUGCUUGUACUUCUGGAGCACGCUUGUAUAAAGACCACUCUUCUCCUAGCACACUAUCGUGGUUGGCUGCCUGAUGGACUUGCACAUAUGAACGGACCACUUAGCUGUUUCUACACAUGCACUUAAAUCACAUCUCUUCCUCACCGGCCCCAAAAGGCUCCUGGGAACAGUAGUUUCUUAAGGGUGCUGGGAAUUAUAGCUCGGGGGGGGGGUUUGAACCACUGUUCCAAGGAUUCUGGGUGGAAGGGUGUAUUCACAAGCCUAAGAAUUGAACUAACCAAUGCCUGUGACAUGCAUUGCCUUCCCAGACAAACUACCCCUUCGAUUAUACUUUAUUUAGUUUUAUGUGGGUUGGUAUACAGGCCUUUGGCCAACUUCAUUCCAAUGGGCAGCUCAGAGGUCCAUUAUCCUCUGCUAUCUUUCACCUAAGCUGUGCCAAUGUAUAUCUCCUUAGAUUAUCAACCUCUUUGUCGCUGUUAUCAUGGACAACUUUGACUACCUCACACGGGAUUGGUCCAUAUUGGGUCCUCAUCACCUGGAUGAAUUCAAAAAAAUCUGGGCAGAAUAUGAUCCUGAAGCCAAGUGAGAAACUAUCAGUUAUUACUUUUGUAAUCACUGGAUCUGUGGGCCAACUAGACAUGAAGUCUAUCAUGUAGUUUGACCUAUUGUCAAUUUUUUUGUUUAUGUUAAAAUAAUAAUUAGCCGGUACAUGCUUAUGCCAUGGUCUUGAUCAGAAUUACGCCCCAUUUCUGCUAUCCACAGUGAAAGGAAACCUUCCAUUGAUGCCCUACACCAGCUUUUUCUUUUUUUAAUCAGCUGUGCGAAAACAGAUUACUUGGCAAAUGUCUUGUCUAAUUUGGCUCUGAGUUUCUACUGGCAGUGGAAAGAGAGCUCAAUGUAACUUCCUAGAAAUGUUGUGGGACAUCAAUGCUUGGAAGGCAUAUGAGUACAAAGUCAGAUGUGUGGUAAUAGAAUGAGAAAUAUUGGUAUGAGCUCUCUUUUCAUUUAUCAGAUUGUCUCAGCCUUAAUAUAAAACCUUGAUUUAUUACACUGGCUUGGAAUCCCCAUGAAUUUAUUAGAAGGUAUGUUUCAAAUAGGGACAUCAGGGGCUUCUAGCUGUGGUCAAUCUUGCCCUGGUAAAAGGGAACUCAGGACGCAAGGGAGAAACGUGCUAAGAGGAAGGCACGCUUGGCAAAUCCACACUGUGAUCAACUCCCACCCAGGAAACAAUGUCUGCACUGUGGAAGGACAUGUGGGUCCAGAAUUGGCCUCCACAAUCACUUAUGGACUCAUUGUUAAAACCGUGUUUAUGGAAGACGAUCUUACUCGGCUACGAGUGAUUGCCAAAGAAGAAGAAGAAGAUAUAGUGUUUUGUUUCCAAAUUAUGGCAGGAUAGAUUUAGAAUGGCUGAUGCCUCUUGAGACACAGCAGGCUAGAUCAGGUGUGAGAAAGGACUUUCCAAGUACUCAGAAUGAUUUAUUUGCCUGGGCACGUGACUAACACCCAUUGGUGAAAUCUAGAAUUGUUCUUUGCAGUGCAGGACAGAAAUCCUUUAAAUAAAUAAAAUGUGGUCAAAAAACUUAGAAAAAAAUACAGUUGUCUCUUGUGAGAGCUGAUCUUUUUAUAAACCAGGAGACCCACUUUACAGAUUGUGCUCACAUAACAAUAAUGCAUAAACUGAUAUCUGUUUUUGCAUUUCUUUAUCAUGGAGGUGUGCAUACAGGAGGGAAUUGGGAUUCGUUAUGGCUUCCCAUUGCAUCGCCUGUACAUGUCAUGGCAAACAUGUGUUUUAUCACAGUGCCACAUAUGAGGCAGGGGGACUGGCUCAUCAGACUACAUUGUUUCAUAUAGCACAUUUGUAUAUCGUAUGUGCAAAAGAUUUCAGCCCAUGUCGGUCCUCACCUAUCCACAAAGCUGGAGGGUGUUGAGACCUUGCCCACCCACUCAACAUUCCACAUGGCGGGCUUCCUACUUUUUAGUGUGCUCUAAGGCAGAAAGUACCUGCCUCUUUCAAGGAUACUUCAAAACAUAUACUUUUAAUUGUAUGCUCUAUCACCAUGUCAAGAAAAUAAGCAGGUGCUGUGUGUGCAUUCACUGGGAUUAGAGAAUGGUCCAAAUAAACCAUUGAAUCAUGGCCUCUUCAGCUCCCCGAGCUAGAAACCUGUGUGCCAUUUUCUGCAACAUGGCUGUCUCUUCCUCUUCCUCAGGGGCCGCAUCAAACAUCUAGAUGUGGUGACUCUGUUGAGACGAAUCCAGCCUCCCCUGGGCUUUGGGAAGUUUUGUCCACACCGUGUGGCUUGCAAGGUAGGAGUCCUGAGGAAAUGUUUCUUUACCAGUCCAAACUAGGUCUGAGUUCGUGUCCUAGUCUCCACCCCCUGGCCCCUGUACAAAAUUCAGUCCUUAUCGCACUAGAUUAUUUUUUUAAGCUGAAGGAAUGAAGAACCGGUGUUUUUAAAGCUAUCUGUCAAAUGGAGGGUAGGACACUGAUUCCCUGGCUAUGGCCUGAAGGGCACAUAAGACCUUCGUCUCACUGAAGUGAAGCAGGUCUAGGUCUGCUCAGUGUCAGGAUGUCUUGGGUUCCACCUUGAGAAAGGUGGAAUAUAAAUUUAAGAAAAUGAAUAAUGGUAAUCUACAGUAUAAUAAUAAUAAUAAUAAUAAUAAUAAUAAUAAUUGUUUAUACCCCAGCCACUCUGGGCGGCUCCCAGCAGAACACUAAAAACAGAAUAAAACUUCAAACAUUAAAAAUUUCUCUAAACAGGGCUGCUUUCAGAUGUCUUCUAAAAGUCAGAUAGUUGUUUAUUUCCUUGACAUCUGAUGAGAGGGCGUUCCACAGGGUGGGCACCACCACCGAGAAGGCCCUCUGCCUGGUUCCCUGUAACUCACGUCUCGCAGUGACAGAACUGCCAAAGGCCUUCAGAGCUGGACCUCAGUGUCUGGGCCGAACAAUGGAGGUGGAAAUGCUCCUUCAGGUAUGGGACAUAUGGGUGUGUUCCAAGUGUGUUUGUUUGUGAAUGUAAAUUAUACAUUCAGUGCUAUUUUUCUGGAAAUUGGUGCCAGAACUCACCAUGAACCCUUGUUCUCAUAUAAUGACAAUGGCGCCCACCUGAGAGGUGCCAGAAGUGAGUUUCAGCACACUCUGCCUGAAAAAAACCUAGGAUAUAUUGUCUCUGACAUGGUGUGUGUUUUGCAGCGCUUGGUGAGCAUGAAUAUGCCCCUGAAUAGUGACGGCACAGUCACUUUCAAUGCAACACUCUUUGCUCUGGUGAGAACGGCUCUCAAGAUCAAGACAGAAGGUGAGAGAUGAAAUGCAUCAAUCGCUACAUCCAUUCCUGAAUAACUCCUCUGCACUCUCCCACAGCUGCCAUUAUUCAUCUCACAAGUUCUGAAGAACAUUAGUCACCUUAUAUGUCAGCAGAAGCUCUGCUGACCUCAAAAUCCAUUACUGCGUGAUUACAUAGGCCCAGCAGAUGAUGCCAUAAAUCAACAGUAACUAAUGCCUUUCUGGUGCAUUUAAUCACAAGACCUCCAAGAGUCGGGUCUUCAUCUGUUUUAAAUUAGCAUAAGUAGUUUCAGCGUGGAGCCAUGCCAACUCCAUGCCGCUUCUGGAGUUUUAAGGAGCCUAAGCUUUAUCAAAGGCAAAUACUAAGGAUUUUGUCCACCUGAGGAUUGAUAAAAAUGAAAGCACUUACCUGUGUUAACACAAUAAUAUUAACAACAGCAACAUGUGCUAUAGUUGUUGUUCUUGUAGCCAGCCUUAUCUGGUCUGGAGACACCUCAAAGCAGCUAAAAAUAUUCAAUGCAAUGCAAUGCAACAGCAGCCCCCCAAAAGAGCAGCAGAAACAACUUUUCUUUAACAAAUCUGGACAGCAAGCCAACAAUAAAGCUAAUGUUUGAUUUAAAAGGAUCUCACCCCAAGUACCAGGCUGUACAGUGGUAUGUCAGGAAGUGGGGGAGAUGAUGAGAUUUUAUUGUAAGGGAUGCUAAUGAAUUAAUUAAGAGAGCAUUGAUUAAUUGGGCAUGAGUACUUGUUGUCUGAGGGCAGACAAUGAGGAGGAUAGGAUAAACCAUUGUGGCUGACUUAUUGGUAAUGUUUUGUUCAGUGCCAUGCAUGGAUGCUUUGCAUGAAGAAAACGCCUGGUUCAAUCAGUUGGCACCUUCAAUUAAAAAGAGUCUCGUGUAGCAGACUGGGAAAUGUAGGAAUAUUGUAGAUUCUACUGGAUAAGACAGACCAAUUAUCUGAUGCAGUAAGUUUCGUAUAAAAGCGGUUGGUGCUUUUGCAGGUAACUUUGAACAAGCCAAUGAAGAGUUAAGGAUGAUUAUUAAAAAAAUAUGGAAGAGAACCAGCAUGAAGCUCCUGGAUCAAGUCAUUCCACCAAUUGGAGGCAAGUCCUUAAUUUCUUUAUUUAAAUGCCAUUUGACCUUAACAAAAACCCUAAGCAGUUUACAAGAAAUAUCAAAGUUAUCAAUAGAAACUGUUUAAAACAAGAAAUUAAAAACAUUUAAAAAAUAAUAAUUAAAAUCAGCCAUAAUCUAAAAAGAGAUUAAAACAUGUCAACUUCUGUGUGCCUGGAUAGGCUUACCGAAACAAAUAUGUUUAAAGGAAGCACUGAAUAGAAUGUGCAGGUGGCGCUGUGGUCUAAACCACAGAGCCUAGGGCUUGCCAGUCAGAAGGUUGCUGGUUCGAAUCCCCACGACGGGGUGAGCUCCCGUUCUUCAGUCCCAGCUCCUGCCAACCUAGCAGUUUGAAAGCACAAAGUGCAAGUAGAUAAAUACGUACCGCUCCAGCUGGAAACGCACGGCGUUUCUGUGCGCUGCUCCGGUUUUGCCAGAAGCGGCUUAGUCAUGCGGGCCACAUGACCCGGAAGCUGUCUGUGGACAAACACCGGCUCCCUCGGCCAGUAAAGCGAGAUGAGCACCGCAACCCCAGAGUCAUCCGCGACUGGACCUAAUGGUCAGGGGUACCUUUACCUUUACCUUAUUUCAUAUAUAUUUUUAUCGCUAACCCUCUUUCUACAACUUGCAUUUCACAAAUCUCCUUUGUGUGUUCUCAAGCAGCCUGGCAUACAAGUUGGCUGGGUUCUUUUGCUGAGCAAACUUAAUGUCUGCUUGUGGCUACUCCUCCUCCAGAUGAUGAGGUGACCGUGGGCAAGUUCUACGCUACCUUCCUCAUCCAGGAGCACUUCAGAAAAUUCAUGAAGCGCCAGGAAGAGUAUUACGGAUACCGGCCCAAGAAGAAUGCUGUUGAAAUCCAGGUAAGUGAGAAUUGGAACAUGCUUGACCCAGCAGAGUAGAAAGAUUUCCAGCCCAUAAUGGAGUGAAAGAAAAGAAGGAAACGGAGGUGCUUUGGCUUCUCUCAUACGCACCAGAUUCCAGGUACUGUGACGCAGUUGUUUGCAGUUUUCAUGGCCCUGUUUUGGGAUUCUCUAAAGAGCUGGCAUUUUAAACAAAAUAAUCUCUCUGCAAAUAUUCCCACAAAAUUAUUAUCCCUCCCCCCCCCCAUCUUCUCCCACAAAAUGCUUAUGGACAAAUCUUUCUGGAAUUUUUCAUGCUUUGGGUUUCCUCUGGAAUCGCUGCUCUUGGUUCAUUCACUUUACAGAGGGCAUUUGAAUGACAUUUGGUGCUUACAGGCAGGGGCUUGAUAUUGCAAAUGGGUUGUCCACAUACCUUGUAACUGGCCUUUGUAAUUUAUUAGAUUUUCCCUGGAAAAAGGAAAUCCAGAUUCAAUGGUGGGUGGAGGAGAGACAAUAUGGUCUGGCAUUUUGAUUCCAACAACAUUGUGUGGACCCAGUUAAAAAAAAGAGAGAGAGAACCAUGCAUGAGGAGCUGUCUGUGAGGGUUCUAGGGGUUGCUGGUGCGUAAGCCAGUGCUUAUCUCCCCGGCUGGGUGCAAACACCUGGCUGGGUUGCCUAAGUGAACCUUUUCUGUCCAGACAGCCACUCACCCGUGGCUGACUCAAUCGCUGGCAGAAUCCGUCAGUGGGCGUUUCUUAAACUUCUUCCAGCAAAGAAGCUCUUUGACGCCUAGUCUCCUCCUACUCUCUUUUUUUUAUAAGAUAUUUAUUAAGCUUUUUUAAAGUAUUACAAUAAAAAUGAAAAAAAAAAUAACAAAAAUACAAAAUAAAAAUAGUUAAAAACACACAGAUUUUCCAUUGAUUAUUUUCCUUUAGCUUGUUUCCCGGACCUCCUCAUACCUCCCUUUUUUGUAUUCCACUUCAAUUCGUUGGUUCAGCAAAUCCUUACCCUCUUUAUUUAUCCUAAUCUUUGAUCUUGAAAAUAAUAGCAUUAGAUUUUUCCCUAUUAAUAACCCUUUUUUCAUAUUCCCUUAAAGCAUUACAGCAGGAAACCACUUAAUUUCUAUCCAACAUCAUUCUAACAUUCAUUAAUUUUACAAUAUUUCUGUAGAUAGUCUUUGAAUUUCUUCCAAUCUUCUUCCACCGACUCUUCUCCCUGGUCUCGGAUUCUGCCAGUCAUUUCUGCCAAUUCCAUAAAGUCCAUCACCUUCAUCUGCCAUUCUUCCAAAGUGGGUAGAUCUUGCGUCUUCCAAUACUUUGCAAUGAGUAUUCUUGCUGCUGUUGUUGCAUACAUAAAAAAAAAGUUCUAUCCUUCUUUGGCACCGAUUGGCCGACUAUGCCCAGAAGAAAGGCCUCUGGUUUCUUCAGGAAGGUAUAUUUAAAUACCUUUUUCAUCUCCUCCUACUCUCUCUGCGCGAAAGCCUUCUGCGCAAGGAGGGCAUGGGCAAUGGAGGAUCCCUACUCUCCCCACUGGUCCCAGGCAAGGAGUCAUGGGACCGCCUUGCUGCUUCCCCCAUCUGCCCCCCUUCUCCACUGGUGCUACGCUGAUUCUCUUCCCCAGAAGAUGGGCUGCUUCUCCCAAUCCCUGGACGCUCUCUGGAAUCCCUCUGGCUUUUGCUCUCUCCCUCCGGCACUGAUGGCAGUUCCCUGACACUGUCCUACAAUAAACACCCAUCUGGGAGCACCCAGUAAAGUCCAUCCUGUAAUCAACGUCCAUCUGGACACAUCCUUUGACAUCAAAUGUUUCUGUGUGCUCUUUUUUUUUUUUGUUUUUGGAAAGAAUUGGACAAUAGCACAGUAUCUGCAUAUGUAGAUUGCCUUAGCUUUAGAGUUCCUCUGGGCAACUUGUUUAUUGAGCAUCCAUCCUGAAUUUCUUGCACAAAGCUUACAACAGAGGUUAGAUGAUAUCUGGCCUUUAUUGUGCAUUUGUUGUGAUUUGUUUAUAGGGUGGUUGUACGGCAAUGAGCUUUCUAGCAUUUGAAGAUGCAUGGUUUUGAUGUGUGUGGAAAUUAAUUGGGUGUCUAAGUCAAUGCUUUCUGUUAGGACUUUUCCAGUCAAUGCCAUUUAGCAGCAUGCAUUUCUCUCUCUCCCUCUGAUUAUUUAAAUUUGCCCUUUUCAAUCUAGGUUUUUUUGACGGGGGAGUCAUCACACAGUAAUGCUUAAAAUUUUAAGGGUGUUAUAGCACAUUUUAAAAGAACUUUUUAAAAAGAUCAACAUGCCACUAUAAUGCUGUGCUCAGGUGAAUUUUCACUCCCCCGCCCCCGCCAGCUAUGUCACACCCACUUGUGUGAUGUAGCAUAACUGAGCGUUCCCCCUGUCAACAUAAGCACUGGUUUAUACACAGUACUUUGUGAAGCUGGCAAGUUCAUAGCUGUGCAUGAUUAGGGAUAUAUACUGUAAGAGCCUGACCUCCAAGUUAAUUUCAUGGGAAGGAAAGUCAUCAUGACUUAGGAGAAGGUGGUUUGGGUCACACCUUAACUCCCUGUUCUCCGGCAUGAAUGGUCCCUGCCAAUGAUAAUCAUUUCUGUGCUGUUUCAAUGAGGCUGGCCUGAGGACCAUUGAAGAGGAAGCAGCUCCUGAGAUCAAAAGAGCAAUCUCUGGGGAUCUGACGGCAGAGGAGGAACUUGAGAGAGCCAUGGUUGAGGCAGCAAUGGAGGAGGGCAUCUAUAGGGUGAGUAUGAGCACAGAUAUAAAGUUUGCUUAAUGGGCAUCCAAUAUAUCCUUUAACCCGCAGCUGAAAACUUCAGCAAUGACACACUUGCAGUGCUCCCCUCACAGAAUGAGUCCAUUCCCCACUCCGUUUGUUUCCUCAUGAAGUUAUCAUUCAUCAUUCAGUUUUGUUUCCUUUGUUGAAUGUUAAAGAGCAGAAGCACCUGUGCUAUUCUGUUUUCUGUUUGUUUGAUUGACUAAACUUGUGUUAGUGGUCUUUUAUAUUCUUAUAGAAUACUCAUUGUAAUGGUGGGUGGAGGAGAUAAAGCAGAAGUGGAAUUCUAACCUAAGAGGAAGUUGAGACCCCCACAGAUUAUGUGAGACACCUAACACAUUUACCUCAGAUUGUGGCUCCUUGUCAGCCAUCAUUCAAUGUUAAGCACCCCGAGUCGAGUUAAAGAAACAUACAACAAAUAAAGCCAAGGCGUCCUGAAGCUUUCUGUGGUGUGUGUAUUUAUAUACAAAAUAUUUUGAGCAAAAUAAAAUGUGCACACACUGAAAGUUGAUUUUCUUAAAAUUUCUACUAUUUUCGGUUAACACAAGUAAAAUAUUAAAUAUUGAAAACCCCAAGAUAAUAAUCACUAGGUAGGUUGAGUCCGGGACGCGGGUGGCGCUGUGGGUAAAACCUCAGCGCCUAGGGCUUGCCGAUCGCAUGGUCGGCAGUUCGAAUCCCCGCGGCGGGGUGAGCUCCCGUCUUUCGGUCCCAGCUCCUGCCCACCUAGCAGUUCGAAAGCACCCCUAAGUGCAAGUAGAUAAAUAGGUACCGCUUUAUAGCGGGAAGGUAAAUGGCAUUUCCGUGUGCUGCGCUGGUGCCGGCUUGCCAGAGCAGCUUCGUCACGCUGGCCACGUGACCCGGAAGUGUCUCCGGACAGCGCUGGCCCCCGGCCUCUUAAGUGAGAUGGGCGCACAACCCUAGAGUCGGACACGACUGGCCCGUACGGGCAGGGGUACCUUUACCUUUACUAGGUUGAGUCCACCCUUUAAAAUAAUUAGGUCAGGCUUCCUCAGCCUCAGCCCUCCAGAUGUUUUUGGCCUACAACUCCCAUGAUCCCUAGCUAGCAGGACCAGUGGUCAGGGAUGGUGGGAAUUGUAGUCUCAAAACAUCUGGAGGGCCGAGGUUGAGGAAGCCUGAAUUAGGUAGUUGUAAACAUGGUACUUUAAAACACUUUUAAAAUAAUGUUUGGUUUGCCCCUAAAUAUAAUUUGUGCUUUCUCACUAACUAGAUCUUGUUCCUGCCAUCCCCCAGCUGGAACACAAAGGGCUUAAUAAAGACCAAAAUAACAACCUCCUCUUUUCUCCCCUGCCCUUGAAUGCAGAGGACAGGGGGGUUGUUUGGCCAGGUUGACACCUUCAUGGAACCAAGCAGCCCGCUACCACCUCAUGUGGCUAGCCAGAGACCUCUACAAUUCACCGAGAUGGGAAGCGAAGAUUUGGAUUCCCCUGUAUUCCUUGACGACUUCCCACCAGGAGGGGGUGGCAAUGUGAACAACAGCAACAGCAACGCCAACAACAAUGCAACAACGGGGUAAAGCCCAAGAAACUGAGAGCAUAACAAGCUGGGAGAGUGGCAUUCCUUUCAGAGGGCUGAUUCUGGCAUGAGAUUGGACCACUAAAGAUUGGAUAGGGCUAGAAUUGUCCUAAAGCUUUUCUUUAAAAGUUUUUCAUUGAUUGCUGAGUGGGGGAGUUGGGAUGGGCAAGUUGGGGAAGCAAAUGAAUUAGCAUUCAGGAGUUAUAAAAAAAAUAAUGGAGGAAGGGUGACUUACCAGUAAAGGCUGGGAUGGCAACCCUAAAAAAAACAACACAACCCACUUUCCUUCAUUUUAAAGAAAUUUUCCCAACCGAUUGAAGCAGCCAAGAACUGCUGCAAUCAGUAGCUAGCUAGGCUACCACGUUCUCUCACAAUGUUCCUGAUCUAUUUUUGGGGGAAAAGAUGGCAGCAGUAGGGAAUACCAUCACUAUCUCACCCCAAGUUAUAAUACAUAUGGAGCAACACUAAGUUAUGACGUAACAUUGUUCGAAAUGAAGCAUUAUGGGAGAACAUGCUGGCCCGGCUUGCUGUGGCCAGGUAAAUUUAUGCAAAAGGAAAUGGCUGUUCUUAUAUUCUUGUGACAUAAGGGUUCUUUUAAAAAAUACACCAUUACCCCUGCCUUUACUGGUAACCCCACCUUUGUUAAAAAAUGAAGAAUUUUUUUUCUCUCUACCCUGGGAAUGUUAUCAAAGUGCCUUCCGCUAACCACCAUAAGGGACACCACUUAGCACCUUCUACCCCAAUUCACCAAAAUUCUACCCAAAAAAGAGAAGUCAUAUUGUUCACUUCUGAAAGGUGCUGAGCUUUAGCUUUCUUGGCAAGAGCAUUCCAGAAGUGAUGGGCACCCAUGAGAAUGCACUUCUGUAUGCCCUCGCAGUGGUAACUUAGUGCAUGGAUGUUAAACCUUAGAAAUGCUUUGGGAUAUACCUGUACAGGUGGCAAUAGGUUGCGCCCAACUUUCCGAAAGCUUGAACUGAUGGAUAGGGGAUCCAGAGCAUGCAUGGUAUGUUUUCAAUUCUUUCUGCGGAGAGAAAGUAGCAUUCUGUACUGAGUGAAACUUUUAAACCAUCAUAAAGAGAAGCCUCUUUGAGGAUUGCAUCACAUACAUAUAUUUAGCUGUGGUACACACACACACACACACACACACACACAGAGGCUGGAUCUAGACACAUCAAAGAAGCAUUUCAGUUAAAUGCAUUGUAAAUUUAAACAGAGAAAACAGGUAGAGAAAAACGGGACUCCACAGCACCAUCUGGUAUGUUAUAUUGCAUAUACAACACAUAUAAAUCGUUUUUUCUUUACUAAUCUAGCUGAGUCCAGAGAGAGAAGGAAAAGUUUGGAAAAUGGAAAAGAAAGUGCUGGAGAGCUAUGGUCUGGUCAAUAACUCUGGGUUGUUGUUUUUAAUGUAAAAUCAUAGUCUUCUGGGUCACCCUAAAGAGUACUAAUAGUUGUUUGGGACAGGGUAUUUUCUUGGAACUUACUAUCAGUGCUUUGCUCCAUAGGGUGAUGUAUGAGAAUGAACUAGUAAGAGAGAGGGCGCUACCGUCAUCUCAUCAGCUCCCUGACCUAGGUGAGUUCUUGCUAACAGCCCAAGGGAUUUCCAGGGCCAGUCUAAUCUCAUAAUCCCUAUAUAGUGGUACCUCGGGUUACAUACGCUUCAGGUUACAUAUGCUUCAGAUUACAGACUCCGCUAACCCAGAAAUAGUACUGGUACCUCGGGUUAAGAACUUUGCUUCAGGAUGAGAACAGAAAUCGUGCUCCGGCGGCGCGGCGGCAGCGGGAGGCCUCAUUAGCUAAAGUGGUGCUUCAGGUUAAGAACAGUUUCAGGUUAAGAAUGGACCUUCAGAACAAAUUAAGUACUUAACCCGAAAUACCACUGUAUGCCUAUACAGUGGUACCUCGCAAGACGAAUGCCUCUCAAGACGAAAAACUCGCAAGACGAAAGAGUUUUUCGUUUUUUGAGUUGCUUCGCGAGACGAAUUUCCCUAUGGGCUUGCUUCGCAAGACGGAAACGUCUUGCAAGUUUGUUUCCUUUUCCUUAAAACUGUUACAGUAAUACAGGGUGCAUUGCUUGAAGAGGUGCAGUUGCGACUUGACUUUGGGGAGCAACUCAUAGCACGCGGUGUGGUAGCCUUUUUUGAGGUUUUUGAAAAAACUGAAACCGUACUUCGCAAGACGAAAAAACUCGCAGAACGAAUUAAUUUCGUCUUGCAAGGCACCACUGUACUCAGGUUAGUGUGGGAGGAGGUUAACUGCUGAUCCGACAAAGGAGACUGUGUAAUGAAAGCAUUUGCAACUGGCAUGGGUCUAGUCAAAAUAGCACCUUUUAAGACUUGGAAAAUGUAAUUAUCUCUGAUUCCUUUUGUCUCUUUUCCCUCUCCCCUCUAGGCAGCAAAUGCUCUAUUCGGCCUAAAAACCGUAAACGAAAAAUGAGCAAGGUGCCAACUCAUGGUGUCCAGAGCCAAUCAGAACUACAGUUUUCCAUCCAGCAGGUAAAUGCUGCAUUGCUUCACUUUAGGCAUGCUAAAGAGACCACAACCCAAGCUGUGCUUUCAGUGUUCCCCAUACAACUCCAUCAGAUACAAAAGACAGGAUGUGUACAUAUAUGGGCUACGGUCCCAUUAGAACGAUUUAGCAUUGUUGAAGCUUUGCUUUUCCACAAUCAGCUGAAAGGAGAAUUAAUAUGAUUCCACACAACACUUAAUAUAGUGCCAUAUUAUCCAGCAAUGGCUUUCCCCCACAGCCAAAACCCUUCUGUAAAGUUUGUUUGCAUUUAAGCCUCACUCAGCAAAAGUCAUUUUCAGCUUCUGAAAUAACCACCCUCAGUUGCUCAUUAAUUUCAGUUUCAGUUCCCUUGGAGGAGGGUUUUAUUUAUUUAUCCCAUUAUUAUUUUUUGUUUUCAAUUGUCUAUCACUCUGUGUGUGUGUGUGUGUGUGUGUAUGCCUUUUUUGAUAUUAUAAUAAUAAGGUGCUAAUACUCAAGCCUUGAUAAAAGUGGUACAAAAUGGCUGCCACGGGGAGCAGAAAUAGAGGUGACUGUACUCCAUACAAUAAGUACCAUCUCUCUCUCUCUCUCUCUCUCUCUCUCUCUCUCUCUCUCACACACACACACACACAAAGUUCAUUACAUGAACAUGAAAAAAAGUAAAAUAAUGGGAGGAAAUCAGUAAUUUAAGCCUUCUCAUAUGAGAACAGAAACUGACAAUAAAGGGAAAUUCAGAGGCACUGUUCUGUGGAUUGAUGAAUGUCAGCCACACUCAACAGGAAACAAUAAAAGGAUAGAACCACUGAGGAAGAAACUUAAUUGAAGGACAUUAGCUUUGAAAACAUUCAGUAGCGGUUUGCCUAUUCACAGUGGACAGGCUGACUCAGCAAUUGCAUUUGCAGUUUUUUAAAAAAUUGCCACAGAUCAGUUCUGACAAAAUGCCGGAGGGCAACACAGGGAAAAUGGACCUCAAUAUAUCAGCAAUGACAUCUGGACUACUCAAGGAAAUUGGGUCUUGCAUCCCCUCUUAAACAUCCACACAGGUGGAUAGUGCCUGACGGAUGCACCCACUUGCAGUAAACACAAUUCAUUUGAUGUUGAGGUUGUGCCAGACCAUCUCCAUUAGAGGAUAAGCACUUUUGUCUAUCUCCUCUUCCAAUAUCAGAUGAAAUUCAAAGGGGGCGGGGGGAGCAUCAUGGCAUAUCCAACUGUCCAAGCCAUAUUUUAUGCACACACCUGGCAACGUUAUAUAACAGUAUUUUAAUUCUUAAAAUAUGGGCAGCAAUCACUUUAUCCUCACUGUAGAUAUGUCCGUCUGCAAAUUGUGCCUCAGGAUCAAUGGGGAUAACAAUCUUAAUAAGGAAGGUCACCGGGGUGGGGGCAGGGCCUGCUGCACUCUGGGUAAUAAAGAGACUGGUGAUUGAUGCCACUCAGAUCUAUCUGGUCUUGUUUCCAUGCAAUUUCCCCCAAAGAAGUCCAUUGGUUCACAACGGGAGUCCAAUGAUGGCGAAGGGUUACCAUCUGCAAGCAGCAAUGAAGGAUAUGCACUAAGGAGUAUGGAAACCUCUACCCCUGCCUCCAUUCAGCUCAUCCAAGAGGUACAGCUGUUGUUGUUUUUCUAAAAAUAUUUUAUUUAUGAUUUUCAGUUUUAUACAUUUCAAUAAUCUUACAAUCCUUUUAACAUUUCAAAACUUGUCUUCCUUCCUCCUCUUUCUGCAGUUCCUUAAAUUUAUUUUUAAUAUUUUCUGCAUAUCCAAAUUAACUUAAUUUGCUCAUUUAUUCAUCUACUUUAAAUAUAAAGUAGAACUUAUAAAACUGCAGGUUAUUACAAUAAUCCUGCCAAUGUUCUUAUCUGUUUACAGUUCGUUUGUAAAUAUUCAAUAAACCAUUUCCAUUCUUUUAUUAAAAGUUUGUUAUCUUGAUUUCUUAAUCUUCCGGUAAGUUUUGCCAUUUUUGCAUAUUCCAUAAGUUUUGGUAUCCAUUCUUCUUUGGCUGGGACGACUUCUUUCCAUUUUUGGGCAAGUAACAUUAUUUCUGUUGUAGUCACAAACAUGAAUAAAUUUCUUUACAGUUUGGGUAGUUCUGUCCCUAUAAUUCCCAAAAGGAAAGCUUCUGGUUGUUGCUGUUGUUUUUUACAAAUGUUAUUUUAAACAUCUUUUUCAAUUCAUUAUAUAUCAUUUCCCAGUAAGCUUUAACCUUACUACAAGACCACCACAUAUGAUAAAAAUAACCUUCUUUCUCUUGACAUUUCCAAUACUUAUUUGAUUUGGAUUUAUACAUUUUUGCCAAUUUCUUGGUGUUAUACUGUAGUAACAUCGAUACAUCAUUCUCAUAUAAUUUUCUAUUAGACCAUAGCAUGCUGUAAAUUUUAUAACCAUGUUCCACAAUCGUUCCCAUGGUUCCAUAUCGAUAUUAUGACCAAGAUCUAUUGCCCAAUGUAUCAUUGCGGGAGGUACAGCUGUGGGCAUCACACACAAGUUCAUUGGAAGUGGUUGGGGUUUGAGACAGGGUCAAAGGAAGGGACAAAAUGGGAUGUUGAAGAAGGGAAAUAGGGAUGUCAGAGAAUUCAGUCCUAAAUGGGAAAUGGGAGUGAAAAAUCACCACAAUUAGCAUGGAUCCGUACAGAACAGAACUGACACAUUUCUUUAGUCAUGGAAUAACUGUGUUAUUUUCUGCAUUGUUUUUGGUGUUUCUCUUCCACUGAAAUGCAUUGACGUUAAUUGCAUGGGCUUCCAUUUCUUCUCCCGCAGGCUCUGAGUUCUGGAGGACUUGACUCCCUGGCUAAAGACUAUUCGUUCCUGAAACUGGCAAGAAAUGAGAUGGCUGCUGCCUUCCAGGUGGAGGUGACUGAAGUGGAGGAGAUUGCGGCUGCUUUAUUGAAGCGAAGGGAAACCGACUCAAAUACAUCUUUGUAAAAGGCUCAUUGCAUGGCCAUUCCAAAUUCCAGACUGUGAGAUCUUUCCCCCAGCCUUAUCUCGUUUUUCCCCAGCAGGGCUGCUAUAAAGUGCUACCCAUUUGUCUGCUUCUGGGUGGUUACCAUGAAAGCACAGCAUUACUUGCUCACAGCAAUCCCUGACUGGUUGCCAUCAGCAGCAUAACAGGCUAAUGGAAAAGAUGGCAGAGGGAAACCUAUUUUCCUUGGCUGUCAAAGGAGGAGAUUUUUUUUUAGAAAUAGAACUCCCCAGGUGUUUCUCCCAGCAGGGUCUCCUUGCUCUCAUGAGAUCGACAGCAUACAAGCUAGAUGAUAGAUCACCAAAUAUUCCCAAUAUUUAAUAUCAAAGAUCCCUCCUACCUAGCGAAUUUAUUUCCUCUGGGAAACAUCUUGAAAAGUGUCCUUUGAUUACAUUGUUUUGAACAGAAAGUAAAAAUGAUGAAAAGCUAGCACUUUUAAUAAACUGAAAGAACCAGGAAUGAUUAUUUUAUUUGUUUAUUUGAAAUAUUUACACCUCACUUUAAAAAAAACAAAAACUUUCCAGGCCAACUUACAAACAGGUAAAAGCAAUAAAAACACAGCAAUAGAAUGAAAGCAUUAAAAUCUAAACACUGUUACACACUCUCUCACAUACCUACACCUCAAAAACAGGAUUGAAGGGUUUUGUUGCUGAA
Molecule: messenger RNA, 57987 nt
Organism: Podarcis lilfordi (Lilford's wall lizard)
Lineage: Eukaryota; Metazoa; Chordata; Lepidosauria; Squamata; Lacertidae
Source: the annotation of a GenBank genome assembly